Paramuricea clavata is the source of this 71867-nucleotide messenger RNA. The record is from the annotation of a GenBank genome assembly. Lineage: Eukaryota; Metazoa; Cnidaria; Anthozoa; Malacalcyonacea; Plexauridae.
UUACCGUAUAUAUGUGUGGCAUAUAUACAUGUAAUGGUUAGAAUAUUCUCAAUAUGCAUUAUAUAUAGUCUGCAUUUGCUUACUGCAAUUGCUAACUGCUGAGGUAUUACAAAAGCUGCGAAGCGGCCAGAGUUGAACUGCUGUAAAUUAUGCCUCAGUUUAUAUAUAUGGGGGCGAGCUAGCCAUUGGGUAUAAUACCCAAGCUGGCCCCGCGGUAUAGAUGAGAUUACACCUUUGUUAUUACUUCCUACUAAGUCUCAUAUAUUAUUUUGUGUUUAUAAUGGGAACUGACCUGCCUAAGCAAGAUCCUGUCUCGACUGAUCCGAUAUCUUGCAAAUUUCCAAUAUAAACACAGUGACUAGGACUGGAUCAGACUCAACCUCGUUCCCAGGCUCUUUGCUCUUGGGAAGCAAAGACCCUGGUCGGAGCUGGUCACGUGACCCAUAGAAAAUUGAUAGCCCAAGAGGGGGAUGGAAAAGUCUCAUAUUACAUGUUUCCAUUUCCGCACUUCGCACUUCGAUUGCAAGGAGUGGCCGUUCUGUACAAUCAUCUAAUUCAUCUUCGAGAAUCAUAUAUACCUCAAACUACUUGCUAAAUUGGUUUCUGUUUGCUUUUAAAUUAUACAAACAUGCUAAAAUGCAGAUUCUUCUCUAAAAUUCAGGAAAUCAAGCAACGAGAACGUAUGACUGUACGCUUUGAAAUAUUUUUAUUUUCUCGGGGUUCGCCGGUUCGGGCGUAGUUUCAUUUCACGCGUGCGUUUCUGUUCUGGCUCUGAUUUUUAUAAUAUGCUUAUAAUAUGCCAAUGAAUUGUUCUAAUAUGGACACGGUAUAAAUUUUGUUAAACAGAUGUCUCAAAAGCGACUGUUUAUAGGUCAUAGGAUUAGCGCCUUGCCGGUCUUAAAGUACGUGACACAUUUGGACACAAGCCAAAUACACAUUGAAUGUCCAUUCUAUUGAUUCUAAAACUGUUUAUAGACAUAUUGCUCUAGAUUUUUUUUAAAAGGUUAUCAUCGUUUAUGUUAAACACCAGGAAGACAAAAUAUAACGUACAAAAUUGUUUGAAAUCGACAGUGCACAGCUGACAUACGACAAUUCACAACUGCAUGAAUUUCCUUUUUUGUCGAUCUGCACGAGUACCUGUUUAUUGAAGCCAAAAUAUUGCACAGCAUCUCCUAUAAAUUCUAUCGCCAUUUACCCUCUCCCCUUAAAUGCAAAGGAAUGACAGCAGAAAAGGUUUAGCAAAGUAUUUUUUAUUACAUCUGGUAUAAACUAUAAAGUGUCCUACGUUUUAUCAGGAUAUACAUAAUUCAUAAACUGUAUAUGCACACGAAGUCUCGCUUAUAUUAAUGAGUUUUACUGUAACAAACCUUUUAAAGUUUCCAUUGAUAGAUAGGUUGUUUGCCUCCAGUAUUGUUUGGUAAAACAGACUAAACUUCUAAAAUGUCGGUUACGGAAUACGAUAAAGAUUAAAGUUGAUUUAAAUAUUGAUAACUCACAGCGGCAUUAAUCCAUUAUACAAGUCUAAAGAAGCUGGAUUAUUCUUCAAUAAAGCCCUCAAUGGACAAUGCCAAUGUCAAUGAAAGGUCUAAUAUUAUACACGUUGCAAAUUACUGUAUACACAAAAUAUGAAAUAAUUUAUAUAAAGUACAAUACCAGUGUCUGAUGCAUAUAUCGUCCUAGAUAUUCAAGUUGUACCGCACGCACGGAAACGCACGGAGGAGUCUUGGCGUUUGUGUGAUAACAGAUGCUAGCUACACUUCGACAUUAUCUUUCUUGAUCGUUGAGUUUCAGCAAUGUAAAUGAAAUGAAUUUUAUAGCCAGUCCAUAACGGGUUUUAAUCCUGUGCUUUUACAGUCAAAAUAGCACUAUUGUUUACACAUGUUGGCGAUGUUUGGGAAAUCAAAGGAUCCCGUUAGAAAAUAAAUCUUCUGUUUUCAAUAUCGGACAGGAUAGGCUACACUUCAACUAUAAAGAACCAUAUCGUUCGUUUAAUACCGUUUGAUCGAUCAUUCUGUGUAGAAGAUAUGUAUGUUUCUACGGCGAUACGUGCUAAUUUCGCAAGCCAGGUGCGGGAGUGCUUUCCUUGCAAGUGAAAUAUGAUCCAGCUUCUCGCUUGAAAUGUACCGCAACACUUAUUAUUGAUGACAUUCAGUACAGCAGGAAGUCUUGUCAUGAUCGGUACAAUUUAAAAAAGUUCCUUUCACAAUCUUUUGUUGCAAAUUACAUUUUUAUCACCCGAAAUUACAACACAUAAAGUUGCAAUUUUCCAAACGCAACAAACAGACUACUCUACUACCCCUCCCUGAGAUCAAAUUCAAUUUACCCCCAAAAUCUGGGGGUUCACGUGACCAGCUCCGACCAGGGUCUUUGCUUCCCAAGAGCAAAGAGCCUGGGAACGAGGUUGCGUAUGAGUUAGUAUCCCGCAAAAUAUAUCAGCCAGAGAUACCUAUUUUACCUUAAAAUGUUAAAAUAAAUCUAUGUUUACACCCACCAUAAUUUAAUAUAUGCAAGGCCGUCUAUCUUCGCUGUAGCAUCUCGUUUUGUUCCUUGUGUUCCGCAUAUUUUUAGAUAUCACGCGUAGCAUUCUUCGCUCACUAGCGGUUUACCGGCAUAAAGGCAUGCAUCAUAAUCGCCUAAAAUUUCGCUAUCAACUGCUUCUAGAGUUCCAAUUUCGUGACUAGUAUCAUUUGAUUCAUCCUCUAUACUAUACCCAGGAAUAUAAUUGUAUUCUGAGUCACAUUGAGAACCAUGAGUGCUGAAAAACAUAUGUCUUCCCAAUAGCUUUUUAGUACUCCUUCACAUGUUAUGAUGUUAAUUCGAACUUCCGCCCCUUAAGAUACGUCACACGGCUGUCGCCCCAGACCCUUUUCCGUUUUUUCUCGGGCGCGACAAUUUUUCGCUAAAAGCCAAUGAAAAUGAAAAGAGAAAACCGAAAAUGUUAAAGAACCUAUUAACUAACUUUUUGUCCUCUACUCAAAUGUCAAAAAAAAAAUUUGUGUGACAUAAGCAUUUUAAUCGUAAUCGUUAUCCACCUUAUUUUACCCGAUAUCAUCACCAAAUAGUAACGUGAAUCUAUGUACGGUUAAAGUUUUACUUACUGUAUUGUGACAUCAUUUUGGGACAUUUACAUGGGAAGCCAUCUGCUGACCUUCUUUACGUGCAUUUUUUAGUAGAAUUAGUAGUUUUAUGUUUUAAUUCAUUAACGUUAAUUAAUAAAUAUAUAUUUGCAAAAGAUAACGAAAGAACCUUACCAAAGCCUGCAGCACCAAGAUUGGUUGAAGCUGGAUGGCAAACGAUAGAAUUACGGUUCAAUACGACGGAAUUAGAAGGAUACAGUAAUCUUCAUUAUAUUUUGGAAGUCAAACCACAAUGGGUCCCUCAAGAGAGGAAUAAUUUCUUUGUUGUGUUUCCUUACACAAAGAAAUACCACAAUGUAAGUGGAUUUUGAUUUCUUACCCAUCCCUAUAAAAAGGUGAAAUUCAUAUUGCGAUCGCAGUAACAUGCAUUCCAUUUAUUCAUUCUUUCUUAGAAAAAAAAUAGGCUGAAUAAAACAAUGUAUUUAAAGAAAGGGCACGGAAAUUAAAGAGUGGACAAGGCCACGCCUAAGUGAUAUCCUAAAUUGUAUAAAGUCUUUGAAUUAGUUUUUGGUAAACAUGGUCCAUUGCAAAAUAGUAAAUGAGGCUUAUAAUCUUUAAACACCAGACUAUCUCAGAUUCUGCAUUUUCCACGACGAUCGUGGACAAACUCUAUUUCUAUGUAGGUACAAUUUUUGUAUUGAUUCUGAUAAUAUGAUAAUGCAUUUUACCCAAUAUAGACCACCCAAACAACGCAUAACGUUACUAAUCUUGAACCGAAUACUGGUUAUCAAUUCCGAGUAAUCGCUAUAAAACUCAAUGAAUCGUCAUCAUUUAGCGAAUGGAGUAAUGUUAUUAACACAACAAGUAAGUGCAAAAUUGACACUCUUUUAAUACCAUGUCCAUGAUUAUCAAGUGGGAAAAUAUAAAAUAUAAUGUGCUUCUGUGAUUGGAGACAAUUAAGGUCCAGACACACUGGACGCGAUUCGACAACGCGACGCGUUUUUCAAUUUUCACUGACCGAUAACUUUAAUUCUAGUUUAAAUUUUCCAAAUAUUUAGAAGCGCUAUAUUGAGGUAUUAAAUUGGUCUAUAUAUCUUUAAAAAUUUGCUCUCACCGGCUGUUUUAUUAACUUUCAAAAACUAAAAAAUCGCGUCGCGGAAUCACGUCCGGUGUGUCAGGACCUUUAGCCUUUCUCGUAGUCGAUUUCUCCACCAUAUUUGAGAUACUGUCUCCCCCACGUUUGAGAGUCUCCACGCCACGAAACACAACUUUUUAGUAUUGUAGUUGUUUGUAUAAUGGUAAAUUUACUGUUACAGUUAUAGCUUUUAAAAGUCUCUUUUCACGUUGUUUGAAUCUUGAAUCUUACACGAAGGCAGACAGUACCCCCACAAUAGCGGAUUUUGGCCUUCGUGAGAAAGGUAACCAGAAAUUCAGGCCCUCGUUUAGAAUAGGGCCUGACACAAAACCUGUCUAAACCGUGGGACGCCCACAUGUUAUUUUUCGGACACAAUCAUACAAUAUGAUUGACAAGUGUUGUAGAUUUCAUUGCACGAAAAUAAAUACGAAAAAUAUACGGAUAAUCAUUUCAUGUUGGAUUAUUUGUUUUUAUAUUCUCAUGAACAUGUCCGCAGAGUGUGCAUUUUGCUUUUUAAACUUAAAAAUUCAAGGUACUUUCAAGAGUUCAGUUUCUCUAUUUAAUUUAACCGAACAGCAAACAAAGAUGUAGUCAGUUCUGUGCAAGGACUGAAUGCAAAUAAUUUUGUUCUCUGCGAUUUACUUUCCGCAAUUGGAAUUAAAAUGCGUCAAGAAAAUACGCUAAAGUCAUUUGUUUCAUCAUUAAACGAGGGAUCUAAACAAACAGCUUGACUGCCAAUUACCUUUCUCAAGGUCUCAACUUGCUGGACGCGGAUAUACAAUUUCUAACGGGAUAACAACAGCAAUAACGAAAUUCUUUAUCGUACCAUGACGAAGGCGAUGUAGCUCAGAAAACAACGCCGGGAGGACCUGAUAAAUAAGACUUUCGCCUAAGCCAGUUGGCAGAACGGCAAAGACAUCUUGGGCCUAGGCUGUCAACAACAAGCUUUCGAAUACAUGACUUUUGCUGUUCUUUUAGCGUCGUGUGUCCAAACUUCGUCAAAGAUUUUGAUAAAGCCCUUUCAAAAUACUGUGUGUUUGAUUUAUUUUCUGCCAUAAAGCAUAUUAAACAAAAGAAAUUCGAAGAAAUUCGACAAUACUAUUACGAUAAUCACAAUGGAAUUUGAUACACGCGUUUGACCUUGUCACAUUGACCGAGCUAUUUAUAAAAUAUUGUUUAUGUGAACUUGCAACCAAUCGAAAUCUUUCAUGAUGCUGAUCAGUUUAGAUAGGUUUUGUGUCAGGCCCUAUUCUAAAUUAGGGCCUGAAUUUCAGGUUAUGAGAAAGGCUAAUUGAACAACAUAUGUGCCAUAUGAAUGUAUACUUAUAAUUAAUUUUUAAAAUGUCUUAAUUUUUUACAGUUUCGCAAGAGUAACACUACUAGCCACUAGGCCUAGGCACCCUCCUGGGGGAUUUUUUGUGGUUCAAUUCAUAGAACCAUAGAUGCCUAAUUACCACAAAAGGUUCCCAAGCAAAAAACUUGCCCAACACCGAGAAAAUGGGUGAUCAGUGAUUAUCCUCUACUAAACUGUAUUACAGCAAGAAAAUGUGAAAUUUUGCAUUCAAUUACAACAAAAAUGACUUGCAUAAUCAGAAAGCUUAUAAAAAUCUACAUAUUUUAAUAUUUUAACAACUUUAUUGGUUAAUAUUUAUAAAUAUGUACAAAUACAUUUGAAAAUAACCAAUCGGCAAAGGCGCGAACGGGACUGAAGUAAGCAUUCGAGGCGCCUUCCCGUUAAAAUAUAACGUUAAAAUAACAUAGGUCAACAUAAGACUAAAUAGUAAAUUAUACUGUAUGUAAAGCCAAUUCUCAAUGGCAAGGACAGUUACGAGACAGUAGACAGAUUUAGAUCGAGCACGCGGACGUCAAAGACGACGUGAAAAUGGCGUGUUGUGCCCAUGUAUGGAUAUGCCACGCCAUUUUGACGCCAUUUUCACGUCGUCUUUGACGUCCACGUCCUCGAUCUAAAUCUGUCUAAUGUCCAUGUGCACGGGAAGUCUAUGUCAAAGGAUGCAUUGAAUAAAGUCAGGUAUGUUUGCUUGAGUAAUUGUUUAAAUGAUGAGAUGUUGGAAAAGCCAUGCACAGGAGCUGAUUUGCAAAUAGUGUUCCAGAGUUUGACAAUCCGGUUGUAAAAAGAUGCCUGAAAAGCGUUUGUCUUACAACGUGGAGCUUUCAUAACUAAAGGAAUCUGGCUGUGUCUGGUGCGGCCAUGGCCUAUAAAUGCAAUAUAUUUAUUGACGUUCACGUCGAUGUACCCAUAUAAGGCCUUGUAGAAAAAGGUUAGGUCUUUGAUUUCUCUGUCGUAGCAUAAAGGCAAUAAGUGGAGCAACUGCAAUCUUUGGUGGUAAGACAUUUCUUUGCCUUUGUAACCGAAUAUCCAUUUGGUAGCUCGCCUCUGUACUCUUUCAAGCUUGGCUUUGAGCAUGUCCUGCGCCGGGGACCAAACUUGGGUAGCAUAACAUAACUGUGACUUGACAAGAGAUAAGUAUAAUGUCCGUCUCACUUGAAUAUCAGUUAACAGUGGGCAAGUUCUCUUAAGAAGACCUAAUAACGUGUUUGCCUUUGCAGCAAUUACAGAUAUGUGAUGAUGCCAGGUGAGUUUGGAUGAUAUAGUAACUCCAAGAUCUUUCUCUUGCUGAACGCGGGUUAAUAUGGCAGAACCAAGUUGGUAAUCGUAAACCACAGGAUUUUUCUUGCGUGUAAUGGUGAGAACUUUACAUUUUGUGCUGUUGAAUUUCAUAUUGCUCUGCUGGCUCCAGAUAUUAGUGUUGCUGAGGGCUUGCUGUAAACCCUCGCAGUCAGUCAGAGACGAGAUGUUUCGAUGUAAUUUGGUAUCGUCCGCGAACAGUGCUGUAUUGGUACCAUUUGGAAUAAUUUCAGGGAGAUCGUUAAUAAAUAUAACAAAUAAUAAGGGACCCAGGAUACUUCCUUGAGGCACCCCGGAGGUAACAGGGGCCCACUGGGAUACAGCACCGUCGAUCACAACCCUUUGAAUUCGACCGUUCAGGUAGUCAGUGAACCAGUCCAGGAGUCGUCCAGCCACGCCGUAGCAUUUUAGUUUCUCAACAAGUAUUUGAUGGUCAACCGAGACAAAUGCUUUGGCAAGAUCAAGGUACAAAACAUCCGACUGGGUGUUAUUGUCAAGAUUUUGACCAAUGUUGUGAAGUACCGAGAGCAGUUGUGUUAUACAGGGUGUCCCAAAAAAAAGUGACACUACAGGGUGUAUCAAAAAAAACUGAACAGAUUUGAAAUUGCUCUCAAUUUCGCAAAACACCUAUUUCUAUCUGUUUUUUUAUAUAUAUAGCUUCUUUGGGUACUUAUAAUGUAAAAUAAUGAAAAAAAAUUCUCGAACUCAAAUUUUGUGAACCAGGGGGGUGUGUCUUUUCCAACAAACUAAAAAUGGCUCGCGCACAAAAUUUAAAAGCUGUAAUAAUAUUUUGAGUUGAUAGAUUGAAAAUUUGUCGGGCUUUUAAUUACUGUACAAAAUUUCAGACAAUUUGGUUUAGUUUAAGCCCUUUAACUAUUCUUUUUGUUCUAAAAAGUCAGCCUUUUGCAUGCUUAAUUAAGGCCUUUACCUAAUUUGCAUAUUGCUGACAUAUGCAAAUUAGGCAAAUGCAUUAAUUAAGCAUGCAAAUAGCUGAUUUUUCGGGAAAAUUGUAACUUUGCGUGAAUAGUUAAGGGGCUUAAACUAAACCACAUUGUCUGAAAUUUUGUACAGUAAUUAAAAUCCCGACAAAUUUUCCAUCUGUUAACUCAAAAUAUGAUUGCAGCUUUUAAAUUUUGUGCGCGAGCCAUUUUUAGUUUGUUGGAAAAGACACACCCCCUGGUUCACAAAAUUUGAGUUCGAGAAAUUUUUUUCAUUAUUUUACAUUAUAAGUACCCAAAGAAGCUAUAUAUAUAAAAAACCAGAUACAAAUAGCUGUUUUGCAAAAUUGAGGGCAAUUUUAAAUCUGUUCAGUUUUUUUUGAUACACCCUGUAUAUAUAUAUAUAUAUAUAUAUAUAUAUAUAUAUAUAUAUAUACACACCAUAUAUGACAAAUUAAGUUUGUUUUUAAUUUUUCAGCUCACCGUCUUUGGUUUGGCAAUACUUCUCAUCAGCGUGCUUUCUCAGCCUUAUAUUGCUGUUGUCGUUGUACCAAUCAUUGGCGUCUUCGUUUGGUUAAGACAGUAUUUCGUUAAGUCGUCCAGAGAAAUCAAGAGAAUUGAGGCCCUAAGUAAGUCACUAUUGCUUCGUUGUAUAGUGCCAUUCGUAACAGGGGCUUCCUUUAAUGUGGCACAUUUCUUUUACAAACUAAUAGAUUCAAAGUUACACUUACUAAUAAUGAGAACUCCCCUUCCAUCCCCUAGAAACGCGGCUCGAUCGAUACCGAUAUAACUACUCAGGCAUAUUUUGCUUUUUUCAUUUACAUUUCAGGUCGUAGUCCUCUAUAUUCUCAUAUCUCUGCAACCCUUCAAGGAUUAGCAACUAUCCGUGCUUCUGAAGAGCAAAAUCAGUUUCAUGAGAAGUAUAAUAAGUAUCAAGAUCGUAAUACGUCGGCAAGUUACUAUUACUUAGCUGCCAAUCGUUGGUUGGGUUAUAGACUUGAUAUAAUUUGUGCAAUAUUGAUGACAUUUGUCGCUUUUGCUCCUUUUAUUGCGCAUGAGGCCGGAUUAGGUAAGUUUAAUUUUUAUUAACUUAGCCCUUAUACAGUUGUGUCCAGUGACUAGGGGGUUCCCCUUAUAAUUUUCUUUCAGUUAGAACGUGAACCCACGUCUCGCAAUUAUUUAUUGUACUGACUUACUAUGUAGUUGGGUUGAGUGGAGUAGUUAGUUAACUGUUUUUUUCUAAUGCUGCAAGUAUUAUUUUACUAGAAAUACAUGCAUGCAGCAACCCCUCGCAUGUAUUUUCCAAACAUUGAUUUAACAUGAAGUAUUAGUAAUUGAUCAACACUGAACGCAGACUCGCGUUUACGUCAGUCUUGCCAUGGCAACACGAUAAAAUGAUAAAUUUAAUUUUUAUAUUUUAUUAUAUUUUUUGUAAAGCACACCAAAAAUAGUUGAAAGAUUAUUGCUUUUAACUAUAUAACAAUGAAUUUCCGAAAUAUGUACUGUAGGUAUGUUGUUCUGCAUUUUGUGAGCUUUGAUUUAAUGUAAAAUUUAACCUGAAUCGCUUCGUAAGUUUUGAAAUGUUCAUUUUAAUCCCCGAGCCGACGGCGCGAAGCGCCGUGCGAGGGUACUAAUUCCCCCCGGCUAUUUACACCCGGGGAAAUGAAAGCAUUAGCGAAGUCUAAAGUUCAUCAAAUAUCGCGGGCGUGGGUCACCAACCGUGGGUGGUCAUCCUCACUGAUCUCAAAAAUAUGGCGGACUGUCAUGAAUAGCGAACACUGUGAUUGGUCCAAUUUAAAGUUUGCAUUAUAUAACGACUGCAUGACGACAGCGAAAUAGCAAACAUUUCUUUAUUUGAUGAUUGAUAAAUUUCUUGCAAAUAUAUUUAAUUUUUGCUCGCAUUUUUGCAAGAUUUUGUAAAUUUCAAGAAAGAAAUGGCGAAAGAAUCGCCUAAAAGAAGGGAGCCGACGUUAACGAAGGUAAGUUUGUUCUAAAUAUUGUUAUAAUUGCUUUAAACCCGACGGCCUUUGCGUAUAUGAAACAACUAAACAAGACAGCAUAUCGGGCCCCAUUUCAGUGUAUCUUUAAUAUUGAUUCCCUUUUUUAUUAUAUUGAAUUUUUUUAAAUAAACUGAAAGAAAGCAAAGUUAUUUGCAUGCGAGAAUUUGAAAUCAUUUUAUUGCAAACUCAAAGUUUAUCGAUAAAGCCAUUUAAUUAAAGAAUAAAGGCAGUUUAGUUUUAUAAAGAACACUUUAAAACGUUUUUCGAAGCGUUUGUGCUUGAAUUUUACCUUAAAUUGAAGCUUAUAUAUUACGUAUAAUAUCAUACCUAACAUAUAUAUGUUGGAAAAUCGAUAAUUUUGUAAUUAAAAGUGAUCUUUUUAAGGUGGCUCCCUAGGGUUUUUUAAUUUACUACACUAUAGUAUUCAGGAGACUCCUGUUUCUUCACGUUACAUGACAUAAAAACGAAAUUUAUUGGACACAUUGACAAUGUUCUCCUGAACAUUACAAAUUGCAACUUUUGUGUUAAAAAUAUGUUGUCAUGGCAACAGCAUGCUUAGAAUAAAGCUCAAAAUUUGUCUUUUUCAGGUCAUUUUAAAAAGUUCCAUCGGUGAAAUUUUUUAAAACUUUGCAUAAAAGGUCAUACUUGUAUAAUAAUUUUUUUCCCUCAAUUUAAAAAAAUUAAAUCGAUACGUUUCUUAGAAAAUUGAAAAAACGUCAAAAAUCAAUAUUAAAAAUUUUCCCUUCGAUUUAAUUUUUUUAAAAAAGGAUAUUGCACUUGCUGUGCCGGUACUAAAAAAUGUGCAAAGUUUUAAAAAAUUUUACCGAAGGAAAACGGAGAAAUUUGGGAUUAAUUUUCGCAAUUUUACUAGAUUUUUACGCGAACAAUUUAAUACCCCAACUGACGUGUACAGGCAUUCUGCAUAAAACAACAAGACAUGACUUUUUUGAAAUCACAAAAUAUGAAUUAUGUUUGAUAUACUGUUUAUAACUGUGUCGGUUAUUGGUCAACUAAGCGUGGAUUAUACAUGUAAAAUUGGCAAAGAUAUUUAGGUAAUUAUUAGUUAUGAUUUCUUGGUAUUAAUUUGAAAAAUGUUUGUCAAAAUUCGUCCCGUGCGAGUUAGUACAUACGUCGGAUGUUUUCGCAAAAUGCCCGUUCAAAUUUCAGUUUUUAUGGUGGUAUGUUUGGAGUUUCGGCCCUGCUCAUUUCACCAGUAGAGGGCUCAUUAUUUAAGUCAUCUUUAUUGUCAUAAGUGCUGCUAGAUUGUGGAGAAAACACUGCAAAUUCUUGAGAAAACUUUAUAUCAUAUCCCAAUGUUCGCGAUCGAACCUGGCGUACGGCGGUUCAAAAAACUUCCAGAAUACCGCUUGAAAAAAAACAAGUUUACAUUAUCUUCUUUUGAAACAUCACAUCCAAGUAUCGUUUUGUCUUUUAGAACUCUUUUUAUGCUUUCAACUAAAGCAAAGUUCACACUUUUGUUUCAAAAGAGUUCCAUAUAAAAACACAACGUUCGUUCGAAGUCACACAAGUUUUAGUUUACAUAUAUACGAAGAGUAACCCCCGGAAAUAAAACCCUAGGGAGCCACCUUAAGUGAUUUUUCAUUUGUAAGAAUAUUUUUAAGAAAUUAUCGUGUUACCAUGACAACUACUUUAGAUACUUCAUGUUCGGAAAAUACAAUGGUUUUGUCAGCAACGCGAGGGUUUCUGCAUGCAUGUAUUUUCUAAUAUUAAACUAUAAACUGCUUUUUCCGAUAUUAUAAAACUGUUUUUACUUUAUAAAACAAAUUAAGUUCAAAUUGUUGAGUAAUUUCAGUUUUCAAAUUAAUUUACUCUCCUUUACAUUGUACCUUUUUUUCUUAAAAUAAACAGGGUAAUUUAGCAAACUUUAAUAUAGCUUCAUUGAAAAGGAAAGCAGUGCAUGUUUUACGCAAUUAAAUUAAAGCAACAAAAUUCAUAAACAUUAAACAUUUAAAGCAAACUUGCUCUAUAUUCCACGAUUUUCCACAGUAAUUCAAUUCUUCUCAUUUCUUCAAACAAAAACUGCUUCAAAGCUCAUUGUAUGAAACGUGAUUUUCCAAAUAUAUGCUUUUGAAAAUUGAAAUCUUGCUUAUCCCACUUCUGGCAAACAGCCAUAUUUUUGAGAUCAGUGAGGAUGACAAAACCAUUAUAUUUUCUGAACAUGAAGUUAAAGUAGUUGUCAUGGUAACACGAUAAUUUCAGGAAGAAUAUUUUUAUAAUUGAAAAAUCUCCUAAAAUAUCACUUUUAAGAACAAAAUUAUCAAUUUCCCAAACAUAUAUAUGUUCGGUAUGUUAUAUGUAAUAUAUUAAGCUUCAAUUUAAUUUAAAAUUCAACCACAAACGCUUCGCAAAACGUUUUAAAAUGUUCUUCAUAAAACUAAACUAAACUUAACCUUUAUCGAUAAACUUUGAGUUUGAAAUAAAAUGAUUUCAAAUUCUCGCAAAUUUUAAAUUGGACCAAUCAGUGUUCGCAAUUCAUGACAGUCCGCUAUAUUUUGAGAUCAGUGAGGAACCCACGCCCGCGAUCACUGAUGAACUUUAGACUUCGCUAAUGCUUUCCUUUCCCAGGGGGUAAAUAGCCGGGCGGAAUUAGUACCCUCGCCCCGGACUUACGCCUGGAACGGCUCCGUUGGCUCGGGAAUUAAUCCGCGAAAACGAGUUGCUUAUAAUUUAAAAGGUCGCAAAAGUAUCUCAAAAGUGGGGGGGGGGGCACUACCAAAGAGGGGCAACUCUCAAUGGCGUUAUGGAGUACAAUGUAAUAAACGAGCAUUGUAGGGGGGAUUCGGGGCAUGCUUCUCCAAAAAUGUGGAUUAUUAAAGGCCUAUUCACAUAAUACGAGUCGUAUGCGAUUGUCAUUCUGGCAUAUAAAACGACUGCUGAUGCCACUAUUUCCUGUUCAUCAGUUUAUAGCGAUAUAUAAAAUGUGACAUCUUUGCACGCAUUUAUUCGCGCAUAUACGCCAGGAUAAGAAUCGUAACGACCAGUCGUAUCGUGUAGAAGGGCUUUAAAGACUCUGCAACACUGUUUCCUGAGCCUGGUUGUUCAAAAGCGGAUUAGAAAUCUUGUCUUGAUUAUCAGAAGUUUAAUUUUCUAAAGUUCUGAAAUAAACGAACGAGCAGAAAUACAUAUACUGUAAACAAAAACAAUGGGUCAAAUUUUAACCCAGGGUUAGUGCUAAUCGUGCUUUGAACAACCAGCUUCUGAAUUCUGAAAAUUACAAGAACAUGGAUUUUAUACCUAUCGUUGGAAAAGUGCACUUCAAACCAAAAAAGAUGGCACUUCAUUCCAGAAAGGGGCUUUUUCCACUUUGAGAAGAAAAAGUGGGUGCGGGCAGGUACCGGUGUCCCAGCUUAUAAUUAUUUGUCAUAUAAACACAUCUGUAAAAGAGAUACUACCCUUUUUAACACAACACCCCCACUGCUAACUUCACCACCGCUACCCAGGCCCGCUUGUGCCCCAUGAUAGAAUUCCAGAACAACAUCACUAAUUUUAAGUUGUGUGUUAGGCGUGAAUCCUGUUCUCGUUGGUUUAUCGUUACUCUAUACAAAACGUCUUACUGGUAUGUUCCAAUUUUGUGUCAGACAAACUGCUGAAGUUGAAAAUCAGGUAAUGACAUGACCAACCUCGUUCCCAGGGCUUUUGUGUGAGGACGAGGGGCGAGACGAGAAAGCCCUGGUCUGGGCCGGUCAAUUUUGCAUUCUGAUUGGCUUACACCAUAUUGUCUAAAAAUAGCAGAACUUGACAGUACUUUAAUUUGCAAUAUUCUAUACUGACAAAAUAAAAACAAGACAAAGUAAUUAAAUGAAACUACUAAUUUAGGCCCUGUUUACUUUUAUAUAGCUCUAAGACUACGCGUAGGCUAUGCAUGUAGUCUGUACAAGAUUCGCUUGUCACGACACCGAAUUUUACAGUUUCUGAAUACCCCGAAUACUUGAAAAUUGUGAUGAUACGACAAAAUAAAACAAUGAUUGUGAAGGGGAUAAAAUUUGUAGGCAAGCAUUGCUCCUGAGCGGCAACUGUUAGUGUCGAAUCCGUAUAUUUCCUGUCCAGCGUAAACAGGUUACGCGAGGUUUAUAUUUGUGUUUAUUUAUAUCGAACUAUGUCUAAGAAUAUGGCUAUAAAAGCAUAUUUAACUACUGAAUAUUAAAGGCAAUAGCCAUAUUGUUCAAGACGAGAGAAAGCAAAUAUCGUUUGAAUCACCACUUUGAGACUUGAGCCUUUGGGCCUUUGGCUUUGCCUGUCACUGUAGUUGGAAAAUCUCCAGAAAUAUCGGUAUAGCUUAGAAAACAUCGACGGUGCCUUCAGAGAUUUCAGCUGAUUCAUGCCAAACUUCGCUACACAUAAAUAAUAUCGAUUGAGAAGUCUUUUGACUGUUUAUUUGUUUCGAAUACUUGUAUAUUUCACUUUCAGCUAAGAAUAUCUCACCACUCCUUGACGAGUAGCUGUCAAAUAUGUCCAUAUUUUGUAGUCACGUGACCGGCCCAGACCAGGGCUUUCUCGUCUCGCCCCUCGUCCUCACACAAAAGCCCUGGGAACGAGGUUGUGACAUGACUAUUGUUCUAUAAUGUGGCAGUGCAAGGUCUAGAAAUGUAUAAAAAUAUUUACACUCGAAAUUUCCAGGUGCAAAAACUCUUCUACAAUUAGUUCUAUCAAGUGAGAUAUCCAAAAAUCCUGAUAUUUACCCAUACACGUUACACUGGGUAUUUAUAUAAAGUUCCAUGCAUGUGCAACGAUAUCCAAACGAUGUGACAAUUUCUUAUUGCAAAACAUUAUGAGGGCGGAGUCGUUUGCAUUAUGUAAGCAAAUAUUUUGAUGUGUACCACACUUCGACGAAAGCGAAGUAAACAUGUUCCCACAAAUCAAUGAACGUUUAACUUAUAAAGAAAUGAUAACAGGGGAUUAUUUGCCGUUGUUUGCCACCAAGUUGCCUGCGGAGGAAGCCACUCUGUGGCUACUUUUUAGACAACACGGGGCUAUAAUCGAAAUUGUAUUACUAGUUGAAAAAAAUUGCUUCGUGCCGGUAACUUGGCCUUAAACAGCUCGCGUAAAUUUUAAUGCCAUAUUGGUUUAAGAGUUAUUUAUCUCAUAUCCAGAUGGUGUCGGUAGAACGAGUGCAGCAAUACACCCAACUCGAAUCUGAAGCAGCGCUUGAGGAAUUAACUGGUAAACCAGCAGAUGCCUGGCCACAGCAUGGUGAAAUUAUUGGUGAGACUGUUGUAUUCCGUUACCAUUCCUCUCUUCCACCAGUCCUGAAAGGCAUCAAGUUUCAUAUUAAACCCAAAGAAAAGGUAUUGCAUUUACACUAAUUUGGUGGGUGUUUACUUGAAGUCUACUUGGAAUAGUGGAAUAUCUAAGCUCUAUAUUAUGUAUUACGAGCAAGAUUUUCAGUCAAUAGGCCUAUGAAAAAAGUGAAGCCAAGAUGGCGAAAAUUGACGUCCAAUGCUUACGCAAUGCUAAGGUCGUAAACAGUUUGCAUACUGUUUUCCCUGACAAAUCCAGUUCAAUAUUUUCCACAGAUCGUGUCGCUGAGCAAGUUACAAGUUCAUGUUUUCCAUAUUAUAUUAUUUAAAUCGAAGUCAAAACACCAAAUUGCGGCAAAUUUCUUGCAACUUAGUAUUAACCGCGCGAACAAAAACAAUAAAAAGGAAUGGCACUAGACGUUAAUUUCUGCCAUACUGGACGCGGGUUCUUGCUCCAUAUAUACAUGGAGCUCACUGGGUGGCUAGCUCUACCAAUAUGACUGGUUUUCACCUCGUAUUUUAAAUCAGCGGAGGGAUCGCAUGCUUUUGCAAGCACCAUUAUAGUUAUUCGACUAAUUUAGAUUUUCACAAUUUUUUUUAUAUAAUUCCGAAAUCAAAUUUUCACCAUGAAAAUGUUAGAAUAAUAACCAACAAACAACUUAGUGAGUAUAGUUCUAUAGCUGAAUUUGCGGCAGUCCUACUAGACGAGGUCUCGGAACGCAAUUUUAAUACGGCUUUUAAACAGCACACAAGAUCUCGCCUACGAGGGUCAGCUCUUCAUGUUUGUAGAGCUUAUUUAAACACCCCUUAGGUUUGAGUUUAGCAUUUUCUUUUAGUUGUGUUAGAUAGCCUGUCAGCGAUUACAAUAGACUUCACUGUUUACGUAACCAUUGUAAUCUAAAAUAUGGGCACUUUAAUUAGUUAUUUGUUUUAUUAUAUAGAUUGGGAUAGUUGGCCGGACAGGUGCUGGUAAAUCAUCCCUAAUAUCAGCUUUAUUUCGUCUUGCUGAACCAAGUGGUAAAAUAAAUAUUGAUGGUGUGUCUAUUAAAGAGAUUGGAUUACAUGAUUUAAGAGAAAAACUAUCAAUAAUACCACAGGUCAGUUGUUACAGAGUAAAGUCUUUUUAUUUGGUUUUAUAAAACAAUAGUUUGCCACACCUUUAUGUUAUAUACGUGUGUAGUUAUCGUCGUUGGCAUUUACGGACGAGCAGGUGCAGAUAAAAACAUAGUCAAUUAAUGCUCACGUGAAAUGUGAUCAACCAAUUACGUUCAGCUAGCCUUAAGGACCUGCUUUCAUGGAGAUAAAGGUCAUCCUAGUGUUUUUUUGCUUCGCGCGAACAAAUUCGUCUAGUAGAAAAUGGACUUUAGGGUUACCCUUUAUCAACCAGGCACAACGAAUAACGCUCGCGGAAGGGCUUAUGGCUAUGUUCAUUAUACCUCGGGUAAGGUUACCCUACCAGACUGUAAGAUAAACAAGAAUGGCGUUGCAAGAUAAUAAUUAUGGAUAAGAUAAUAUGGAUAAUAUUGAAUUAUAACGCUGCGAAUGAAGAAAUUUCCAUAACGUUUCAAAAAGUGGUCGUGCUCGGCCGGAACCCUUUGAAAAACUGUUGUGCCAUAUUUAAGGUGGCUCCCUACAAUUUUUGAAAUAUGACAAAAUCGUGAUUUAGAUUUAAUUUUUUGAAGAGAGGUUUCUUGUUUAAUAGAACACAAAAAUUGUACUAGCCUGCGAGCAGGCCCUCCUGGGUAGGUGGGAUCCUGGCGUUGGGAUCCCAGUACGGGCGGCGCGAAGAAAAGAGGGCCUGCCCGGAACUAUAGGUUCUCUUGGUAGUGGCGUUCGUAUAGAAACGCAGGCUUCUGAUUGGCUUACACUCCUUGACAAAAUUACUAAAAAUAGCAAAUGUAAACAACAGCAUUUUGAACUUUAUUCAUUUUAAAAUUAUAAUACUAUCGAACAAAAUAAAACUAGAAAUGGAAACUAAAAGGAAUAGCAAAGCGUCACAGCAAAAACCUGUAUCAUAAAUGACUUGAAUCUAUCGCUUAAAUCCAACACACAAAAAUUAUAGUAUUCUGAACUUCGUCUUCGGAUUGACAUCAAACCUAUAGUGUAGUACAUUUUGAGGCCGUCGUAUUGCAGACGUUAUAUUGACAUACUAGAGAUGGCUUUACGGAUUAUUCUCAUUAGUGUACAAGCGAAAGCAUACAAAAGAUACCCAAAUAUGUACGAAUAAUUAUAUUGUUGAUCCUCGCUGGCAUAUCAUUUAGAUAAAUAUCGUCCGAAUGUCGUAAGUCGUAUAACGCGUUGUACUAUUUACUGUAUAAACUGCUGACAAUUUUAUAAAUUAUUUAAUAAUUUUACUGCAUAUUAUUACUUCCUGAGCAAUGCUGGUUUUGUCUAAUAAAAACGAUAUUGCAUUCACUUUAUCAUUUGACAACCAAUACCGUCUAUACGACUUCCACUAUUGGCACGCUCGUGAUUUCGAAGAAAUUAAAUACAUGCUCAUUUAGACGUAUUCCAAAUCCCAAUCUAUCUGACCGCAUUUUAAUAGCUUCAGAUAUUCAGAACUUUGUUUUUUCAGUCACAAGUAGUACCAGUAUUAUUACAUGCAAUGGUAGUAGAAUUCUAUAUUUAAGUGUAAUAUAUUGUGCUUCUUGUUGAUGCUUCGUAUUAUUGUUGUAUAAUUUCUUCGUUGUACAUUCACGCCCUGCGUCAAUUUGACAGUUUAUUUAUCGCAGUCGACGCUGAUUGGUUCGCGUUUAGCAGAUGCGAAAAGGGGUGAAUGAGUAAAACGCAUGGUUCCGUGCAGGCUCACCUUUCUCCCAGUGAGCCUGUUCGCAUGCAGGCUAAAAUUGUACCACAUAUAUUGAGCAAUCUUCUAAGAGUUGAAAAUUGUUCACAAAAAUGAUAUCAUUACCGUUGCUAUGGUAACAUUGACGUUUCAAUAUGGCCGACAUUUUACCUUUUAACACAUUUUACUCGAAAAAAGGCCGGUUACUCCCAUUUUUUAUUUCAUGAAACGUUUUCAUGUAGAAAAAUGAAUGAUGUGCACAAACAAGUUUAAAAAAUUCUGUAGAUCAGAAUUUUAAAUAAUUAAAAAACGUGAUUUUUCGUGAUAAAUAUUUUUUUGAUCUACAGAAUUUUUUUAAACUUGUUCACAUCAUUCAAUUUUCUACAUGAAAACGUUUCAUGAAAUAAAAAAUGGGGGUAAUCGGCCUUUCUUUCGAGUAAAAUGUGUUAAAAGGUAAAAUGUCGACCAUAUUGAAACGUCAUUGUUACCAUAGCAACGGUAAUGACGUCAUUUUUAUGAACACUUUUCAACUCUUAGUAGAUUGCUCAAUACAUGUGGUACAGUUUUUGUCUGCUAACAAGAAACCUCUCUUCAAAAAAUUAAAUCUAAAUCACGAUUUUGUCAUAUUUCAAGAAUUGUAGAAAAGAACAUAAAGCGUGGUGCAAAUUUAAUGGCACAUGCUCAGCAGCAAACUUAUAGAGCCUGUAUAUGUUUCUUCGUUCACGUAUGCCAACUAAAGCUCCAUGUAUGUAAGUUUGGUAAAGGCCAUAAUACGCCUUAUUGGCAACAUGAGACGUGGAAAGAUCAUUUUGAAGAAUUCAAAAUAAACGAGAUGAAUUCGCAAGGUCUAUGACCGAAAAAAAUUAAAAUAUAAAAAUAUACCUUUCCAGUUACAUACUGCUUGGAUAUUUGAUUGAUUGUAUAUUUCCUGUCGUAACAAAAAAGUCUGCGAGUUUUCUGGAGGAUGUGAAUAGGGAUGUGUGUACCAUUUAAACAACCAAAUGCUUGUGGAAAACCGUAUUUGUUAUCCAUUUGCUUAAUUAAUUGCCUCAUUUCUUGCUCCGAUGCAGGACGUCAAACUUUCCGUGCAACAUUUAAACUGACACAGUACAAUUGGUAACAUCGAAUGCUUUUCCGCAUUGGAAACAUCCUCUCUAGGUCCUGCACGUGACUCUCUAGGUAAGGUCGCAGUUCGUCCGCCUAUAAGUCAUAAAUACUUAUCCAUUCUCAGAUUUUUCUUUCAUUCAGAUACAGGCAAAACUUUAUUAAUGAGUUUUAGCCACCAUUACUCAGUUUAACAUACGCGAGUUCCAUACGCGAGUUCCAGGAACUCGCGCUAGUUUUUGGUGGUGUAACCCUAGCCAGUAGUUUGUGACUGAGUAAACUGAUGCGUUCAAAUACUCGUAACUAAACAGCAGUUUCAUAUUAUUCUGACACUGCAGAGUAAAUUCGUUGUCUCGAGCGGGAACCUAACUCGCAUCUUCGGGUUUCUAGACCGUCGCUCUGCCCAUUGACCUGUCGAAUCAACGGGGAUUAGUAGCGAGUCUUAACCAGUUUAAGUGCAUUAAAUAUUUUCGCGUUGGCGCCAACCUAAAUUAAGUCUGUCGAACUGCAUGUUUAAAAUGAAAACAGGGUGUGGCGUGUUUUACUGGAACUUUCAAAAACUCGUGAUUAACAAUUCAUGAGGAAAACACAAAGAUAAAUCAUAAGCGUGUCGUAUCCUUUAUAUCUGAUAGAGGUUUCCCUUGAUUUACAUAAACUUUCUCGACUUGAUUUUCUCGACUUACACAACGUAUUUCUUGAAAAUUACUUCGCUAAUGAACUUACAAGAUCAAUCGUUUUUGAAGCAGUUUAAAAUAUUCGCAGUGCGUGUUUUAUCAGACCUAAAGAUACUCUGCUUCGCCUCAUAUCUUUAUAUCUGCUCAUCAUGGUAUUGAUUAAUAUUUCCGCAGGAUCCUGUAAUAUUCGCUGGUUCCGUUCGUGAUAAUUUAGAUCCAUUUUCUAACCAUACGGAUACUGAAAUCUGGAGUGCACUUGAACAGGUAUAUAAUUAUAGAAUAGCGUUCUACUUGACCUUUUCUAGUAACAUGAAGAGGAAUUACUAGUUUAGAGAAGGCAUUAUAUAAAUGUAUUUUUUAAAACUUGUUUUAAAAUUUCUUUCAUACGAAUCUAUGUAGGUCCAGCUGAAGGACGUUGUCAACAAUUUUCCUGAGAAAUUAGAAUUUCAGAUAACAGAAUCUGGUAAUAAUCUAAGUGUUGGACAACGUCAACUUAUCUGCUUAGCUCGAGCAAUAAUAAAACAUAACAGAAUAUUGAUUAUAGAUGAAGCAACGGCUAACGUUGAUCACAAGUAAGUUUGCAUCGUAUCUUGUUGUAUUCAUUAUUUGGUUUGAAUCUUGUAAAUAUUUUGUUUUGACUUACUCUGUUUUGAUUUGACUCUGUAUGUUUACUUUCCUUGCUCUCACCGCACCUUUUAUUAUUUUCAAAAAUCUUUGGGACAUGCACAAUCAAUUAACUAUACACACAUGCACUGGGUAUUUUGAUACCUGACUCAUUGGUUAAUUUAGUUGUUGUAUGAUGGCUGAAUUGAUAUAAUGAUCAAUUGAUCAAAGGAUUGGUUGCUUGUUUGUCGAGUUUGACUAGUUGAUAAAUCAAUCCAAUAAUGAUGUGGUUUAUGCCAUACGUUUACCGAUUAGAGUGUUCUUUGCAUGCAUGUUAGUUUGGUUGGUAACCAUGCAUGCAUAGUCUUAGCCUUUUUGCUACCUAUUUGGAAACCAAUAAUAUAUUUUAUUGUUUUCUAUUUUAUAUUUUAUUUUAAAGUGUUUGCAUUACAUUUCUGUAAAUUGUUUUUUUGAAAGUUGAAAUUAAAAUAAUGGUAUAAUUUCAAAAUGUUUCUCUUUUAUUCCAGAACGGAUAAUUUAAUUCAGGAAACUAUUCGGGACAAAUUCAGAGAUUGUACCGUACUUACUAUUGCACAUCGACUAAAUACUAUAAUGGAUGCAGAUAGAAUAAUGGUAGGUUCUUAUCUUAUGUCUCUCUUAAAAGGAAGUUUGUAAGCCAUAUGAUUUAGUAAAGUUAUUAGGCUAUAGAUUAAAUAAUUGCGUGUAUCGCGUUCUCUUUCUUUCCAAAGUCUCAAGUCACAAGGUGGGUGACAUGUACUGACUAAAUUAUUCAAAUAAUCACAAGCAACCCCACAGAUCCAUAAGCAACCCCACAGAAAAAGUUAUCUGCGCCACAUCGUAUUUAGUUUGUAAACAUGGCGCGAUCUUGAACUCAUACCUUUAUAGUUUUUUUAGUACCCAUGAACCAUAGUCUCACUUGAAAUGUUCACAUGGUAUUUCUUGAAGGGCAGAACAACCGAACGCUUCUCUUCAUACAUGCAGCUAGAAUUUUGAAAUUGUUAAGUAGUAUUUAAAACACGAGAAGGAGUGUAUUAUCAUAUUUAAAAUGCGAGGCGCACCCGAGCGUUUUAGAUAUGAUAAAACGCGAGUUGGAGUGUUUUGAAUAGCUUAAAAUACGACUACAAAAGAAUACUGAUUAGGAUGAACAAUUAUAUAAUCAUACUAAUUAGGAUGAACAAUUAUAUAAAGAAUACUAAUGAAGAUGAGUUUUAUCAGAUAUAAAGUCACUCCACGUGACAUAUUAUGGCUGACAUGAUUUGCCACAAGGCUUAUGAAUUUUUAAUGAGUAUUUUAAGAAGCUAUAAACUGCUAACAUACGGUAGAAAAUAUUUAUCUUGUGACAAAAAUUUCAAAUAGCGAUCAGCAUGUGUUUUCUAUCUAUUAUAUUAAUUACUACAUGUGCAUUGUAUUGCAUUUCCUUACGGUAUACAUUGUCUUUAAUUCUAUUGCAUAACAUUACAGUGGAUCGCUCCGGGUUGUAUUGAUUUGAAUUGCAUGAAAUGCCAUUGCUUCCUUACACUAAGUCUUUUUUUACGGACAGAAUUUAAUAUUUUUUCGUGGAGAUCCAUGUCUAUUUAUUUCGCAAAACGUUUGAUCCGCAAGCUCAGAUCCUCAUCAUUAUUAUUUGCACUGAUUGAGAUCUUCUCGUAUACGGAUUGAAAUAUUGUGAUAUAAAUCAAGGUGGAAUUGAAACAAACAAUUUGCCUUUUUAGGUUCUGGACGCUGGUAGUAUUGUCGAAUUUGACGAACCUUAUGAACUUUUAAAGCGACCCAAGUCCGCGUUGUCUCUGAUGGUAACACAAACUGGAAAAGAAACUUCCUUGCAGUUACAAAGAAUGGCCAAGACUGCGCAUGAAAGUCGAUCAAAUAGCUAGCGCCACCAUGCGUUACAAAUGACAAUGUAUAAAUAAUAAACACUAUACGUAUAAUUUGAAUCUUGCGCAGUUGCCGUCCUACUUUGCUGGGUUUGUUUUCUUUUAUUUGCUAUUACAUGCAUAUAUAUUUCUUUAGUAAUUUCUGUUGGGUUUUUUCUAUAUUUCUAUUAAUAAAGCUUACUGGACCAUUUCUUAUAGUAAUAUCAUGAUCGCCUCGGUCUGGACUUUUUUCUCUCCAAUUACGAAAUGUACUCUCGUGUAUACUUCCUCAUUGUUGGUUCACAAGGGACGUUUAUCCUUGGUCUUCUCAUUUUCCCACACUAAUAAUGAUAUGCACGAUAUGCAAAUUACAUAAAGAAAACACCAAUAAAUACUAAAGCCGAGUACCACGUCAAUAUUGAAAAUUUUGACUUACCAUUAUGUUCAUUUUGAUUGUCACCUAUUUAACUCAUCGUAUCUCUGUUUUAAUUUUCCGAAAGUGAAUUACCAUUUCCUUGCACUUCUCCCCGUUCAAUUGCAUUCUCUCGUCAUUUGCGAAUUGCAUUACUCUAUUUGCAUUUCUUUGGAUGUUACCAGUUGGGUUACCAGAUGCAAACCUUUUGAUCCGCAAGCUCAGAUCCUCAUCAUUAUUUGCACUACCUAUAUGGUGAGUUAUAUCAAUGGCAUCAGACAAUAUGGUGUCGUCAAUGAACAUUACAGUGUAUUGGUCUUCGGAUGACGUACAUACCUGUUCCUGAUCAUUCGGUAUAGUAACCAGUGGAAGUUGGUUAAUUUUAAGAAUAAGUGCAUGCUAUUGGACCUAACUCCGCCUUUGAUCUUUCACAAGUCAGAUUGUGACCUAAAAAUGAUGUUCCCAGAACAUCUACAGUUUAAGCACUGAUCUAUCUAAUGCAUGCACAUGUCAAAUAGCAUUUGGCAAUGCACACUCCAGGAACAAAAUACAGGAACAAUUUAGAGAAUUUACUGACGCAAUUAUUUAACUGUAUUUAUUCAUUAUUUGGGAUAUUUUGUGGACGAGUGAAUGGUAUACAUAGCUACUUCACUACUUCAUCUUGUAUUUAGUAACACUAACAGACAAUAUUAUCAGAUCAGUCUAUUUGUUGAUUGCACAUAGCAGAACGACGGUCACUUCAGAUAUUUUUAAAAUAUUUCAAAGUACCGAAAAUAUAAUUAGGUGCAUAUAAUUUCAAGCGCGUUGGACGUAAACUGAAACAACAAAUCUUGUCUACAACUUUGGGAAGGCACCGAUAUCACUUUUUAAAAUCCUCAGUUCUGGCUCUAUCUCUGUAAAAUCACAAGGACGUUAAUGCCAUGUCUUUGGGCUAUGUCUCUGGGCUGAGAAAUAAUUCUUUACAUGCGAUUAAAAUGUUUAUACAACGAUGUAAAACGGUAAUCUUAUAUAAUGGGCAGCAUUUAAAUUUCCAACACAGUUUUUGAGACGUAAUUCAAGAGGUACUACUACUACUACUGUAACUUAUCAUUGCAUUUGAACUAUUAUAUCAGUUGGUGUUAUUCUGUGUGAUAUUAAUAAAGCGAAUGUUAUAAUGGAAAAAGGGCUUCCACAUACGUUGAAAUCACCGAAUAAGCAGCUCAUGCACACGUUCCUCCACUUCGUCGUAAGUUUACACAGCAGAUUUUAUCAGUUUCGUACUGUUCUUUUUCUUUAAUGUGUACAUUUAUUCUUCUAGAAACUUUCCAAAAUAUACUCGAAAUAAGCGAGGUUAGCGAGCGGGUGUGUGUGGGGGGGGGGGGGGGUGUAACACCCCAAUGAUAAUUGGACAUAUGGGCAAUUUCAGGUAAAUUCAGGUAGAUUUGUAGAAGAAAUUCACGUAAAUUAACGCAAAUUCAGGUAAAUCCUAGGACAAGAGAAAGUUAAUUUACCAAAAAUAACUGUGAAUUUGGGAAAAAAUGAGGUAAAUUUACCAAAAUUUUAGAAUAUUCUAGAAAUUUUCGGAAUUUUCGAAAAAAUUUUCCGUUAAACCGGGAAACUUUGUAAUUGUCCGGAAAAAUUUUUUAUGUCGCGAAAAAUUUUGAUAUGUCCGAAAAAAUUUUUUUACCCCUAAAAAGGUACACUGACCGAAGAUUUUUUGCCGACGGGGGGGGGCAGAUUUAACCGAACACCACCCUGAAGCGUGUUCUUCGCGACGGCACUGGAGGUUAUGCUUUAAAUUUGACUCGCGUAAAUAUGUUGUAGUUAAAAAACUCCAAUAAGGCCAAAUAAAAAAAAAUACUUGGUUAGCGUCACCGCCCGCCUCUCGAUUUUCUGCCGCCUCUGAAUUUUUUUUUAUUUUGUUUAUGUAAAUCUCUUCGUUUUACAGCUUAAAACAGUUUAAUAUUUGAACUUUUUCCCAGGCUCAGACCUUCGCGCUAUAUACUGAUCGAUAGGAGCGCGUAGGCUUGGGUAUACAAGGUUCUUAAAGCAAAAUGGCGGCCUUCGCAACAUCAGUACAAAAAAUAUCACCGAUAUGGUGGAAAAACCGCCCCCCAUCCCCUCCAAAAAUACUAUUAAAAAAUUAAAAAACGAGUAAAAAUUUUUAAAAAAAUCCGCCCGCCCGCCUCUGAAAAUUUGUGAGAGUGUGACGCUAACCAAGUAUUUUUUUUUUAUUUGGCCUAAGGGGCCGACCAUUUAACUUUUGAGGGAGGGGGGGGGGUGAUUUACUGCUGGCAGGGAAUUUUUUUCUGGGAUCGUUAUGUGCAAGUUUGUUUUUUUAUCCCAUCACCAUGUACGAUUUUUUUUCCCACACUUUCUUUCGGAGCAUUUUUUUUCAAUAGCUUAUUCUAUUUAGAUUCUUUAAUUAUAGUUAACGUUAAGUUUUCUAGCUAUGAAGCUUUUAAUAUAAAGACGUCCUCCUGAUUAAUUAAAGACGUCCUCCUGAUAUGUCCUCCUGAUUAAUUUCCCUUUACUUACAAUAUAAAUAUAGAUUUGGCAUCGCCUGGAAUGAUUGCUAAUAUGGAUAAAAAUUUCGGUUACCUACAGUACUUGCAGUGUAACAUAUAUUUAAUAAUUUUUCCUCCAUCGCAACACUAACCUAUCUGCCUUUCUAACCAUAACUCUCAAACAAUUGGUAUGCUUGUAAAAUUCCCACAUUCAGACAAUCUUGGACAUAACUGGUUGAGACUAUUUUCCCCCUAUAGAAAAUUCGCGUAUUUUUAUGAUAAACUCCAUGUUGAAUCAUGUUGCCAUUCUUAAACCCCCGCUGCCCCAACUCAAUGUUGAGCUUGUAUCAUGGUAUAUUACCAAAAGUUGUUUCGGCGUUGUUCACAACAUUGACCUGGGGGGAGGGGGAAACAAAGUUUGUUUUGUCAAUGUUCAAUAACUUUGUAAUAUUAGCUGGAAUGGUCUCAAGGGUUUUGUGAGUGUAGAUGUACAUUUUUGGCAUUUUUUAAACAUCUUUUGCGAUUAAACUUGCUGUUUUCCUUUCUUAUUUUAGUUAAAAUCCAAUAUUAAAUAUCCAGCAAUAUUAACUUGAAACUUUGCCGUCGGUGUCAGAGUGGUCAAAAACAAAAAAAGAGCCUGGAUCCCACCAAAAGUAUGGCGUGGAAUUGCGUGAGCAAUCGCCGCCAUUUUGGCAGUAAAAUCGCUCGCGAAAAUCGCGGACACGAAAAUCAUAGGGAUAGAUACACAGUGAUUCAUCUGGUAUUAGUGAGUUUAAUUAAGCAAGUGACGUUUUUGACAACACGGACGUCGACCGGAAGUAAAAUUGACGUUUUUCAUCAAUCACAGCCCUUGACCCAGUCUUCUGCCGUUACUCACGCCGUUCGUGUUGUCAAAAACGUCACUUGCUUAAGCCCGUUCUCCACUAGGCGAAUUUAUUCGCGCGAACAGAUAAAAAGUAGGAAGCGAUCCUACUUUUUCGCCGCGAAUUUUUUCGCCGACCAAUCACGUUGCCGGAUUUCGGUUUUCGCUUCGCGUCGCGCGAACAAAUUCGCGUAGUGGAGAACGGGCUUUAAGCUCACUAUUAUCUAUCAUCUGUGCCAGCGAUGAACUGAGAAAAAGCGCGCGAAAAAGAAGCCAUGUUGAACGUUAAAAAGGAAGCCAUGUUGAACGUAUAAAAGUAGUCUAAAAAAACGCUAAAAAUUAAUGUUUUGAACCGGAAAAAGUCAAGUUGGGUUUAUGUUUUUAAAGUUUAUCACUGGUUUGGACAAAUGUAGGUGCAAAGACGUGUAUUUGUAACGUAAAAUAGUGUAUUUAUAUUUGUAAACAUAAUCGUAAUUUUCUUUCUAUUCUUUAUCUUAUAGCUUCAGAUUAUAUACAUAUUUUAUGCAAAUUUCGUGUUUGUAUAAUUUAAUAAUAAGAAAACCAAACCAUUGUUGUUGUUUGUCUAUUGUCGCCUGCGCCAUCGGUCCAUGCAUGUAAGUCGACCGCCUGGCAGUCGACAAAGCUGAUUGGCUAAUUCACAGGGAAAUGGGUUGUGAUUGGUUGGUCGCUAACAUGAAAAGAUUUGAAAAGAUCAGAAUAUUUUCAACGGUAAAUCAACGCAUGUAAAUAUGCAUACAGUGUAACAUUCUAAAUAUUUUGUGAUGCCGAACGAUAGCUAGUCUAUGACGUCUAUGAUUAAAACUAAAGGGGAGUAGAUAUAUAAUUUUUUAUACACUAUCUAACUUUUGUGAUUAAUCAUAUUAAAACUCGGAUACAAAUAUGGGCGCAUUCAUGAUUUACAUUUUGAUAACAUAGCACGUACAAAAUAUUUUAUUUAGAUUUUACCAUUGUAUGGCGAUUUCAAAAUGUAUAAAUUGUAAGAGUUGGGAUGCAAUUCAACAAUGGCACAUUGGCCAUUGCCAAAUUUGCGUAGGCAGAUUUUAUCGCAUUUAUAGAAUGUGUUGAAAAUGUUGUAUUAUUACUACUGUAACUGUUUGUUUACAAAGGUUUAAGUAUGUAAAAGCAACGGGCUCCAUGGGGUUACCAAUAUUUUAAAUAUUUAUUCGAAUAUCUGUACUUAGGCGUAAAAAAAAUACCUGUGGUUCCGGUUUCAUAUCGUGAAAAAAUUAGGGCCGGCCGUAGGUCGGAAAUAAAUAUUUUUUUUUAAUAUUUUUUUCAUGAUUUUGGCGGGUUUUUUGCUGGGCGAUUUGCAGUAGAGUCCCGACAUCAAUAUUAACUAGAGAUUCGUAUUUCCUAUGGACGAAUUUAGGCAAUUUGGUUCAAUAAUUAGUGUGACAACAGACGCCAUUUUGGCACGCUGUAUGAGCAGCCCGCAACCACCCGGAGAAAAUAGGGUCGCACGGUCAACGCGUCACAGAAUAAGCGUUGAAAAAAUAAUAGGGUCGGCAGAAAAAAAUAGGGUCGGUCGGGAACCGGAACCACAGGUAUUUUUUUUACGCGCCUUAUCGACUCUUACUAGUACUUGCAAUAAAGUGAAAUCGACAACUUUCAUUGUAUUUUUAGGUAUUACAUGUAUGUGUCAAUCAUCAUCGUUAAUUAUUGCAAAAUGUAAAGUGGGCGGAAGGCGCUUUUGACAACAUUUUCAUCAGACCUAUGUUUCGCCUGUGGUUUCGCCCUUUCCGUCGACGAAUUUUAGGGCGGGUGAAACGUAGGUCUGUUAUCAGGCUAGGCGUACCUAUUUUAUAUGCAAUAACCUGCAUGACUCGUGACGUUGUGUUUUAUUGUAUUUUUGAAGAUGUAUGCCAUAGGUACCUAUGGAGUGUAAAUUAUAGACAGGUAUGGAGUAUUAUAGAUAUCUUUGGAGUAUCAUAGAUAUUUAUGGAGUGUCAUAGAUAGCCAUGGAGUGUUAUAGAUACUAAUGGAGUGUUAUGUAUACCAGUGGAGUGCUAUAUAUAGAUAGUUAUGGAUAGGCACGGUUAGAUUGCAAUCCCAGGCGCUCUUUAGGGGGGGGGGGAGAAGCUAGGAGGUCACCUCCCCCCUCCAGCUUCUCUCGCCCUCCCCCCUAAUUAGCGUCGCUACUAUUUCGGUUGCUCAAUAUCGAGAAAGGGCCAACAUGUAACUGUAUAAUAUGUGUUGUUAAUUUUAUAAACAGGAAACAAGGAAUAUGCAAGGAAUCAAGAGGCAUGUCGAGUCGAGGACAAGUAAAUUUUGAGCGUUCACGCUCGUGAUGCAAGCAGUGUCAAAGUCGACCUUCUAACCUUUGUCUUUGAUUGCCAUGACCCAUAGAAUUGAGCAUACAUGAAUUUGAAUACCUAUAGUCAGCGAAUAUACGUUAUAUACAGUAGCAGCGAUGGACAAAGGGAAUGGACAGUCGUUGAAAAAUCCUGCUGCAAGAGCAAACAUUUACUCGGCAAAUGUUUCACAGAGGUAAGCCCUACUCACCUACUGGCAAGGCUUUUAUAUGACAGAGUCUUUACAAUCUGAAUUAAUUUAAAAGUCUUUCUCGACAUAUCCCAUCAAAUUAAUUAAAGUGCCCCUGACACAAAAAUUGAUUUUUUGUGUAUUGAAAGUAAACAUUAUGUGGAGUGUUUUGGUGAAAGAAUUUUUUGAUUUCAUUAAAAAGGAAAUUUUUUAGAGCGAUUUAAACACAUAAAUUUUUGGCACAUGGACGUCGGCUACAGGAGUCUGGGGAUAGCAUUUUUUUGUGACGUCACGCAAGUGAGUCAAAUCUUGACGGUCUGUUAGACUUUUAUCAGUUUUGAUCAGCUCAAAGGUUUUGAUCGCUGAACGGCUGAAGUGUUUUUAUAUUCUAAGUUCUAUCAUGGUUCUAUAAAGUAUCAUGUCGACAACAGAAUCCGACAGUAGCGAUCAGUCCGUUGAUUCCAGUGCGAAUUUUAUACCUGGUUAAUAUAUGUUGUGUUGGAAGAUGCUGAUCAAUAACACACCAGGUCCCUAGUAUUAUCAUUAAAACCACCAAAUCUACACGACGCGGACGUGACGAAAAACUGCCGCUAUUAUCACAAUUUCACUUCACGAGUAAAACUAUGGAUUGUUGUUGGUAAACAAAGCUAGGGGACACGAGAAAAAUAAAAUAAAACUAGUCUCCCAUUAUUAGCGACUGUUUUUACUUUUUAGUCUGCCUGGCCCUCUGCUAACGUAGACGUUCUAUGGCUUUGCAAGGUUUAUAUCUCCGGUUCAGUGCAUGCUAUGAAGACAAAAAUACUACGACUCGAUUCAGUGAAACAAAAUCUCCUAAUUCCCAGCGAUAGUUUUAGACUUUUAGUCAGAUACAGGCUAUAGUAUUAGUCAGAUGGUAUAGCUAUUUAUGACCUUUGUCUUUGACUUUGAUAGGUCAAGUGGUGUCAUAAUUCAUUAUAUUAUUCAAUUUAUAGUCUCGAACAAUGUAAACUAGUCAUAUCUUUCGCCGAACAUAAAUUCGGCCCCUUUGGAAAUAUCUUUUUCGUAUAGUCUUAUUUGAACCGGAAUCGAAAACACUAUUUAGAGUGUUAUUUUCAAGCUUGUGUCUUCAGAUUUGCAUCUUUCAUUUCGGUAUUACAAAAUAUUUAUAUUAUUAGCGGGCCCGUAAAACCGAAAUUGAAUCAUCAAAACAAAGCAAAUUAUCGUCAGUCUUUAAUAGCUUCGGAUAGUUAGGCUUGCCGAGCCCGUCAACGAAAGACACGAAAAGAAUCGCCUCUCGUAAUCCCCUGGUCAAAAAUGAUCCGAGCAUAUAGUCGAAGUCUAGCUUUGACCUGCGCUUUGACGGCACAAACAAACGUUUUGCGGAUACAAAACCAACCCAUACUUUUCUUCGUCCUUUAGCUUCCGCGCGUUCGUUAUUGAAGUAUGGAAUAUUGUGUAAACUUAUUCCAUCUUUUAAACAUGGUUUAUUGGUACAGUUAGCUGUAACAUAGUAAAAAGGCAUAUAUUUUUUUAUCACAAAUCUAGUAUAUUUGUAUAUGGACUAUAUGCGCCAAGAGUUAGUACCAGUCGAAUAAAUUAUAGAAUACCCCGACUCACUUGCGUGACGUGACAAAAAUCGCUCGUUCCAGUUUCCUUCGAACACGGGCGCGUGCCAACAAAAAGCCCACAUUUUGCGUGUUCAAACGGCUCUAAAAAAUUUUCGUUUCAAUCAAAUAAAAAAAUUCUUUCACCAAAACACUCCACAUAAUGUGUACUUUCAAUACACAAAAAAUCAAUUUUUGUGUCAGGGGCACUUUAACGUAGAACGUGCACGUUCUAUGGACGUUUUCGUUCAUGUCUUCGGUUUGGUGCAUGUUAUGAAGACAAAAAUACCACCACUCGAUUCAGUGAAACAAUAUCAACUAAUUCCUCACGAUAGUUUUAGUCAUUAUCAACAUUGUAGCGAUUUGUGGCCUUUGAAAAUCAAGCGUGAUCGUCUAUUAUCAAAUUACGCAAUUCACCAAUUCAAUUGUCUGCCUGUCUGAACAAAAAUAUUAAAGACAUUAAAUAUAGACUAGCCAUACUUUCGCCGAACAUAACUUUGACUCCUUCGGACGUAUCUUCUACGUAAUAGUAGUCUUGUUCGAAGCAUUAUCAAUAACACUAUUUACAGUGUUAUUUUCGAGCUUGUAUCUUCAAAUUUGCAUCUUUUAUUACUGUAUUUACAUUUCUGGUCCGCCGUGUGAGCUAAUCCCAACCGGAAAUACAAUUUCAGAACGUCAAAACAAUGCGACGUUUGUAUACGGUCGGCUUUACAGUUUCAGAUUCGCAGUUUCAGAUUCACAUUCAGAUUCAAAUAUGAAAAUAGAUCAGGUGUCUGGCGUAUAAAAUGUCGAAUUACUCAGUUUCUUUCUACGCAAUAAACUUGUUAACGAAUUUCAUUCUUCUUCAGAACAUUACGCAUUGAACAAAUGUAUUUUGAGGGCUUUAGCGCAAAAUGUGAAGUCAGGAAAAAUCGCAAAAGAUAGACGAUCAAGACGUGAAUUCAUGCUGCGCCAUAUUGUCGCAAGUGAUCGGCAAUAUUAUAUUUCUCUGUCUAAAGCAAAAUACCCGUUGUAGCUCCCUAAUCUCUGAAAUCCAUUCACUACUACAUUAUACUGAAUGGUAUAAAGUAAACAAGAUCCUGAAAACGUUUGUCGUUUUGUCAGGAAAAAUCGCAAAACGUAGCUGACGCGAACCGGCUUUUGUAACCCGAAGCGAAUAGCAACAACGCAGCUGAGCGGAUAAAUACUUCUCACGCAUCACACGUUUACAUUGAAAUAUUUUCCAGCAAAUUCAUUCUUCUACAACUCUCAUAGAAUGAUAUAACGCACUCGCUUCAAAUAACUUCUGAUUCAGCAGGAAAAAUCGCAGAACUGCCACUUGAGAAGACAACUCGUGCUGGACUAAAAAAUCUGGAUGGGCAUUGGAAGUCUCCUGCUAGUCCGCUUAGUGUGAUACAAGUGCAUUUUUUUCUUAUGUGUGGGAUGGUAGACGGUAUGUGUAGAAUUAUAGACGUUAUAUGUGUAGAAUAAUAGACGGAAUGACUAACCGCAGGAGACUUCCAAUGCCCAUCCAGAUUUUUUAGUCGAACACGAGUUGUCUUCUGCGAUUUUUCCUGCUGAAAUCAAAAGUUGCUUGAAGCUAACGAGUGCGUUAAAUCAUUCUAUGAUAGGUGUAGGAGAAUGGAUUUGCUGGAAAAUAUUUCAAUGUAAACGUGUGAUGCGUGAGAAGGAUUUAUUCUCUCAGCUGCGUUGUUGUCAUUCGCUUCGGGUUACAAAAGCCGGUUCGCGUCGUCAGCUACGUUUUGCGAUUUUUCCUGACAAAACGACAAACGUUUUCAAGAUCUAGUUUACUUUAUACCAUUCAGUAUAAUGUAGUAAUGAAUGAAUUUUAGAGAUUAGGGAGUUACAACGUGUAUUCUGCUUUACACAGCGAAAUAUAAUAUUGCCAAUCACUUGCGACAAUAUGGCGCAGCAUGAAUUCACGUCUUGAUCGUCUGUCUUUUGCGAUUUUCCCUGCACGCACACAAUGGUGUAUCGCAAUGAAAACCGCGUCAAAUGAAGCGCACCAUAAUGUAGAUGAAUGAAAAUCUUUACGGUAUGGGCUGCAUUAAAACUGUUGCAGUGGUUUAGCGAUUUGUGCAGAUUUUCACUGUUUUAGUGCGAAUCUGAAAAUGAAUGUGAAACUACGGGAAAUUUCAAUAUGGAACAAUAAAGUCCGGGGGGUCAGUCAUUCUAUCAUUCUGCACAUAGAGCAAUCUCAAAUACUUUUUCCACGAAAACAAUAUGACCAAGCAUUAUAAAAUUUUAAAUAUGCUGGCAUACAUCUUCUAUUAAGAAAAAAAUGCACUUAUAUCAGACUAAGCAGACUUGCAGAAGAAUUCCAAUACCCACCCGGAUUUUUGAGUCCAGCACGAGUUCCAACGAGUUGUCUUUUACGAUUUUUCCUGCUGAAACCAGAAGUUGUUUGAAGCUAACGAGUGCGUUAUAUCAUUCUAUGAUAGUUGUAGUAGAAUGGUUUUGCUGGAAAAUAUUUCAACGUAAACGUGUGAUGCGUGAGAAGGAUUUAUUCGCUCAGCUGCGUUGUUGUCAUUCGCUUCGGGUUACAAAAGCCUGUUCGCGUCAGCUAUGUUUUGCGAUUUUUCCUGACAAAACGACAAACGGUUUUGAGGUCUAGUUUACUUUAUGCCAUUCACUAUAAUGUUGUAAUGAAUGAAUUUUAGAGAUUAGGGAGCUACAACGGGUAUUUUGCUUUACACAGCGAAAUAUAAUAUUGCCGAUCACUUGUGACAAUAUGGCGCAGCGUGAAUUCACGUCUUGAUCGUCUGUCUUUUGCGAUUUUUCCUGACUUCACAUUUUGCGCUAAAGCCCUCAAAAUACAUUUGUUCAAUGCGUAAUGUUCUGAAGAAGAAUGAAAUUCGUUAACAAGUUUAUUGCGUAGAAAGAAACUGAGUAAUUCGACAUUUUAUACGCCAGACACCUGAUCUAUUUUCAUAUUUGAAUCUUAAUGUGAAUCUGAAACUGCGAAUCUGAAACUGUAAAGCCGACCGUCGUUUGUAUCCUAUGACUCUGGAAAUGCCAGAAAUCGAUUCUAAAGGUUAAAGAUACAGAGAGGAACUCGCGCUCGAUAACCUCAAUUUUUGUGUCGCGCGCUUCGCCUUGCUUGCAUCAUUCCCACACGCCACGCAAAAUUUCCCAGCCAUGCAGUGCCGACAGUGCCGUCACUGAAAUUUCAUAGCAAAAGCAUGGAAUUUCAUAGCAAAAGUAGACUAUUACGGCGCAAAUAUUAUGGCGCUUCUGAUCUUCAUUUCUUGACUUACUGUAAUAAAGGAAAUUGCUAGAUAGUAUACUUCAAAAUAAGGUUUCCGUUUUUAGGGACAGGUCAUUAUUUAUGGCGGGGGGUGGCACUGAAGAGAAAUGUUUUCCGUGUCAAAAAUUUUGCUGACCCAACCAUUAAAAAGACAAAAAUUUGAUUACCCAACCUCAAAUAUCAAUUAAAAAAUAACUACCCGCCCCUGGCCAAAAACUUAACAAAAGGAUACCAUUCAGUUGUCAUACAUGUCCUCUAUCACUUCAGUGACAUGAGUUUGAUAACGGCUUGUGAAAUGUUCUGCAGUCUAAAGUUUCAUGUUGUCUGCACAUGUACUUUCUUUGGAACACAAUUUGUUUUGUCAAACUAUGAUCAAGAUAGUGACUCUGAUCGAUUCACAUAUUGUAUUGACAAAUGACUGUUGACAUUGCUUUUCAGUCUCCAAUAUUUCAGUGGGUCAUGCUUUGGAAAUGACAGUAAAUUUUUAUUACCCAACCCUUGAGUUGUUUUGUUUUUCAUUUACCCAACCUUUUACUCACUCAAAAUUUUGUUUACCCAACCUUUUUCUCUUCGGUGCCACCCCCCGCCAUAAAUAAUGACCGGUCCCUUAUAUCAAUUUUUAAAUAAGUUAGGGUUAGGUUAGGGUUAGGUUAGGGUUGGGGUUAAGGUUAGUAUUAGGGUUAGGGAUAGCCUGCGAGCAGGCUCUCUGGGGAAAGAGAGCCUGCAAGGAUCCCUAUGAUGAUUCGGUGCAUGCGUCCAAUAUUUGGACGCAGUGCUCUGAUUGGUUGAUAACUGAUUCAUAUGAAGUGAUUGACAAGCUUCCGUAAACUUGCACUUCCCGUUUGUAAAACCGAGCAACGCAAAGCUUCGGAAUUGCGGCAAUGUAGAGAUAAAAGUGUCAUGUAUUUUGAUCCUGGUUGACUUUUUACUGUAAAUUAAUAUAGUAUUCAUAUAAAGACGAAUACUAAAAGCUUGCACGCUUUAUUGUGUCCUUGGCUUGUCUGACUCCUAAGCUAAGAAUAAUUCUUGAGAAAGACUGCACAAAUUCGCAAACCGAAACCUAGGGACAAGGCAUUAUAUCGCUUCUCUUUUAUGAAACAAUAUUGGGAAUUCUGAUAAUAUUCAGUGCAUAUUGUGUGUAUUAAGCUUGUUUUACAUUGUUAUACUGACUAUUUAAUAUUUAUAAGUAUGCGGCGUUAAAAUGUACAGUAAUUUACUCGUCACUUUGUUUACAAUAAUUAUCACAUGCAUGUUUACUGCAAUUCCACUUUUUGUUGCAAAAUUUGAACUAUAAACAUAUUAUUAAAUUAUGUCCAAUGUCCAUGGUAUAUCAUAUAUGUCUAUGUCUCACCAAAGCCAUAAAUUUCAGCAAGUUAUAUUAUUACUAUAUAUAUAGACUGUAUAUUAUAUAUUGCAGCACGAAGCAAUUCCAAAUAACUGAAUUAGUUAGCGGGUAAUAUACAACUUUAAACUUACUGUGCCUACAGGAGAAACACAUGCAGAUUGUAAUAAAAAGUACAACUUGAUAUAUUACACUGUAAAACCUCGAGCCGUUUUAACUUUUUUAGUAUGCCACAGUGGCGGUCUGUAUACGAAACUAUUAACGAAUUUGAAACGAAUCGGUUAUGUUUACAAUAUCGUAGUGUAUUCCGGUCUGCGCUGAUUGGUUGUUAUUAAUUGACCUGUGACAUCAUAAUUGAAGGGCGGCACGCAAUCAUCAUAGGGAUCCUUGCAGGCUCUCUUUCCCCAGAGAGCCUGCUCGCAGGCUAGGUUAGGGUUUGGGUUUAGUUUUGCGUUAAGAAGUACAUUUGAGCUUUUUAACAACUUAUAUUUAUUGUUGAAAAUACACUGUAUGAGGAGUGUGUCGAAACAUAACACAGCGGCUUAUUUUUUGAAAGCCGAGGGCAUUUUUAUGGCAUUUGUAUUCAAUGAUUAAUUUCAUCUGGUAUAGUAUAGUGUACGAUGCUAUUUGUCAUUGCAUAUCUGUCAUAACUCUUCGUUUAUCCAUGAAGACCCCAUGUUAUUAUUUUCUGUCUAACACCAGAUAAUUUUACUCAUCAAGGUGACAAAGGCCAAAGGGGACGUGUUGUGGUGGUCAAAUUACUCGGCACAUCAAUAAAUUUACAUCAAUAGUAACAAGGGCAGAUUUCGUGCUCGACCAAUCAACGCAUUUGUUUACAUUUUCGCUCUCAGCCAAUCAUAAUGCAAGAAACGCGAAAUUUACACCAAGGCGAACUAGAAAAUAUUGCCGUCUUCUCGGGCUUCCGUGAGAUUCAAUUUUAACUUUUUUAAUUUAAAACCGAAAGAUUAUGAUAAAGCACAUCAAAAUCUAAAACUUUGCCGUGGGCAUUUUUAAAUUUCGACCCAGAACGGAAAAUAUCCGUGUUUGAAAUUUUUCCUUAUGUCGCGUUUACAAAUUUGAGUAAUCUAAUUUGACUGCAAUAAAACUAAAAUUGCUAUAUUUUCUCUGCUUUUAAAUUUUUGUUGGAGAACUCUUUUUCGCGCUCUUGUAGCAAAUUGUUUUGGUCAAUGUUUUAUAUUAAAACCUAGACGAUAACGCGUUUAUAGCGCUUGAUUUAAAAAAAAUAUAGUCGCACGCUCGCGAUCAUACGGGAAAUCAAUACAAAAAUAUUGUCCGAAAAUCAGACUCUCUAAACGAGUUAUCUUCUAGGUCAGUUAUGAAAUAAUACAUUGACCAAAAUGAUUCUCAACAAGAGCGAAAAAGAGUUUUCCAACAAAAACGUAAAGCAGAGAAAAUAUAGCAAUUUUUAGUUUUAUUGCAGUCAAAUUAGAUUACUCAAAUUUGUAUACGCGACAUAGGGAAAAAUUUCAAACACGGAUAUUUUCCGUUCUAGGUCGAAAUUUAAAAAUGCCCACGGCAAAGUUUUAGAUUUUAACGUGCUGCAUCAUAAUCUUUUGGUUUUAAAUUUAAAAAGUUAAAAUUGAAUCUCACGGAAGCCCGAGAAGAUGGCAAUAUUUUCUAGCUCGCCUCGUUUCCUGCAUUAUGAUUAGCUGAGAGCGAAACUGUAAACAAAUGCGCUGAUUGGUCGAGCACGAAAUCUGCCCUUGUUAUCAAUAGUACCAUGAUCUCUCUGUUAAGCCCGAAGGGGCUUAUUCUUUUUAGGUCCUUUUGAGGGGGGAGGGGGGGGGGAGCUUAUUUAUUUAUCCUUAAAAUUAUAUGAUAAUUUUCUGCAAGCACAACUCAUUGUGUGUGUGUGUGAAUAAAUCAAGUUAGUGUGAAUAAAUCAUAACAUCUGAACAAAAUAUGUGUUUUUUAUGUGGAUAGGGGGUGGUUAAUAGAGGGGGGCUUAAUAAAUUUCUUUAUCUGCAAAGGGGGGCUUGUUUGAGGGAGGGGGGCUUAAUACAGAUUACAGUAAAUAAAAGCCAAAAGUGUGGGUGGGGAACCUUAUUAAAGGAAAUAUAAAGACAUGAUAUCCUGUGGGUAUGCAUUUUACUUUCUACACUUUUUUAUAGGAACAAAUUUAUCUAACAAGAACCAACGAGGCUGAAAUGGCCCACAAAUAGAAGCCUUUUGAAUAUACAAAGUUAAAAAAUGAGAAACUCAAGCUGGGCAAAAUUUUACUGGUUCUUAUAAAAAAAGGGUAUUCCCAUUGCAUUCCUACACACUAAUGCUAAACAUUGUUUGCUUGUAAUAAAUGUUCAUAACAAAACUUCUCUCUUGAAUGAACAGCCUCUUCUGCUAGAAAAAUAGUGGGGGGAAACUACUAAAUAAGGGUUGUAUUGAAGAGGAUACAGUAAAAAUGGUUGCAACACCUGCAAGCCUCUAGCUGCAAGAUGUCUUCAAAUUGUUGUUUGAACGUUUGUCAGUUAUCGAUAUAUAAAAAACCUUCUAAAGCUUCAUUUUAGUCAACUAUAGUAGAAUAAAAAGAGAAUAUACUAACCUAAAAUAGUAACCUUCCUAAACGGGAAUUUUAAACAACUUUUUAGUCUCGCAGAUCGGCAAAUGUGAUUUAUUCGAGAACUCUUGGACAUCACUCCUAUGGACAUCACUCCUUUGAAUACGUUCUUUCGUUUUCGCUGCGACCAAACAGUAUUCAUAAGCCCAUUCAUUUAUCAAAACGUUCAGUCCAACAAAUUUUCGUAAAAUUAUACGAAAAUAGCAAAUCGUCCAGCUGUUUCUCUGGUGAUUUCGACUUCGUCGCCCUCAGUUUCUUCGAUAGUCAACGGGGCAAAUUGGUUUGAGCCCAAAACUGGAUUUGUAGUAUGGCUUUUCAUAAUUACGGAUGCUACUUGUCUCUUCGUAGAUCCGGAUGUUGCUUUCGUGUCUCUUUUAUUAUUAUUCGUCUGAACUUUGGACCAUGCGUUUCGAUCGUCGCCAGGUGUCAGAGCAAAUAUUAUUACGAUCCGAGUGGAGCAAACGUAUGGCAGUUCCAUGCACGUAUUAUGUAAAUAUGUAAAUAGUCUAAUUGAAUUGCCAGUUAGGUGUGUGCUUGUAUAAAUAGGUGUUGUGCUUGUAAUGAAGGUGUUGUUGUGAAACUCAUGUUGCGCUAGCACGUUACAAUUGGUAGCAGGAAAUGGUCCAUUCUUAUUGACACUCGUGUUGGUUCAGUGUUACAUUUAUGUGGAGCGAUAUGCCGGUGACUCGAAUUCAGCGAGGAGAAAGGGAUGAGUUUAAUCAAUUCGUCGGUCAGGGUGCAGACGACGAACGGUCGGGUGAACACGAAGCGAGUGAAAUUGGCCUUGAAGAAACGCUGCACUCUGAAGGAAGUAUUGGGCGAGAUAAAAGACGAAGAAAGCAAACUUAAAGAAUGAGUAUCACGGUAAUGCUUUGCGCGCUUGGUCGCAGCUUGUUUGGCCAUUUUAGGGUGCCCGGAAAAUGGCGACUUUCGUAUAUUAGGAGUUGUGUGACUAAAUCCGCGAAUAUCCGAACAAUUUUCAUCAUAAAUUAUUCAUUACUCCUGAAAUUCUGUGCUGUGAAUAUGUAGACUGACCCACUGUUAAGCAUUUCAUAAUAUUUAUUUGCAAUAAACGACAAAUUGAAGUCUAUAGUGUGAUGGUGUUUAUGUAUAAAGAAUAAUACCGAUCAUGUCGAGAUAGGAUUUGUGCGUAUAAAAGUAAAGAAGGACGUACAUGCGAUAUGGAUUACCAGAAAAGAAUCUAUGUAAUAUAUUCUCAACGAAGACACAAGUGAUUUUGCACGGUACUUGCUUCUGAAUUAUGGCGAAGACGAGCCUUUGCAAUUAUUCAAUGGAAUCUCCAGGCGAUGGUAAAUACUACAUAUUUGUUAGUAAUGCAAUUAAUUUCUUUAUAUUUUACAUCUAAAACGAUUUAUUAUCUACGUCCCAUAUGAUCAUAUCUUUUCUAUAUAACACUUUAGAUCGACCCUUGCCAUAUGUUGUGUCUUCAACACCUGUUCAUAAAGGCAAAUCUGACCGAAAUUUGUGUUUGUCACCCAUAAUUGUCUAUGAGGCUGACAAAUGAGAUGUGAGUGUUGAAAAUAAUAGAACGUAAGAAAUACAGUAGAUAUCAUCCUUUAGCUGUGUUUAAAUGCUUUAAUAGUAGUGCCUUGUUACAUAAUGCCUUGUAGUGCCUUGUUACAUAAUGUGUUCUUCCUUGAAUGACAGAAUAGGGGGGCUGUUUACUGAAUAUGGAAGCCGGGCUAGUCUGGUAAGCGGGAUGAAUUUCUCUCGUGUAUUAAAGAUGGAGAAAUCUUUAUUCUGGUAAGCGACAUCUCACCUCUUUCAAGCGGUACUUAGUUUUAGUAUAAAUUAAAAUAAGUACACAGUGAGAUCUCGCUUAACAGGCUGUCUCACUAAAAGGGCCAGCCCAGCUUCCAUACAAAUUAAGUCUUCAGUUAUUAGCAACGGGUAUAUCUUGUAUCUUAUCUAUUUUGUUCUUUAUUAUUAAAUUCACAUGCUAUUAUAUACAGUAUAUAUCCUCAACAUCAAGAUUUCUUAACCAAUAUAAACAUAUGUCAUCAACAAAUGCCCGUCGUUUGGCUCAUCUUGGCUAUUUCACAUUGAUGGACGUGCUCCUGUUAUGAAAUGGAAAUCAGGGUUAAUUUCAUUUACUUUUCCCUAACAGAGCCAUGGAUGUUGCACCUACAUCGAGAAUCUUUCCAUAUCUGUCAAUCCUGAAUUUGGAUUAUGCCAUGAAGACCCAUCAUUUGAGAGUGAUAGUACAAGUUUGGAAUCAGAUCAUGAUGCAAUUAGGUAAUUAUUACUGGUAUUGAAAAUUUAGUGUUUUAAUAAAUAGCAGCAUCUUUUGAGUUUUGAUGGCAACUCAAAUAGUAUGCAAUGAGUCAUCUGAGAAAAAAUCCACACUUCCCCCACCACGCUUUUCCAUUCCCCCUUUGGGAUGUUCUAGUACAGUUUAUUAUCCAAAAAGGAUUGUUCAUUUCCUAUUAGUUCAUUUAUGAUGCACAAGGGUAAGAGACAAUUAUCGGAUCAUUUGUAACAUCCUCAUUGCAAUCCACUUUCUACUAGAUACUGAUUGUGAACAUUACCCAUUUCCCAUAUUUAUAGUAACAAGGAAAACCUGUCCAUUUGGUAUUAUGUACUGUACCCUUAUAAACCAUUUGCUUGUUAGAUGUUCAAAUAUUGUCUGUUUUAUAGAUUUCCAGAAGAGUAUGGCCCUUUUGUCUGGAGUUACUAGCGGUGGUCGGGAAAAUUACAGAAGCUUUUAUACUAACAAUAUAAAAGCAAUCAUGCAUGUGACAAAAAAUAAACCAAUCAGAUGGGUUUAGUCAAAACAAAGAAUAAACAAAAAAUUUAAAUUACAUUACAGAAUAUAUUAAUACAACUAUACAGAAAACUACAGGAAAUACAACAAAAUAUAUGAAACAAGUAUGGAAUAUUGGUUGUUUGUAAAUAUAGAUCUAGAAUAAAAGGAUUUGAUGAUAAAGCACAAGAUUCUGUAAAUGCUAAAUAUAGUAAUAAUAUUAAUUUAAUCAAUGUGCAUGUGUUUCUUUGUAAUAAAAUGGGGUUGGGUUUACUAGACAGGGGUUUACAGUAAUACAUUUCUCCUGAAAAGGGGCCUAUUAGAGAAGGGACAUAUUUCAUAAAGGGGCAAAAUAGAGGACUUGCAAUAUUAAAAAAUAAAGCUAUAAUAAUAUAGUAAUUGCUAUAAUAAUAUAGAUUGGUAAUGCAAAGAUAAUAUUUUAGAUAAUAAUAUAUUGAAUUUAUAUUGCGCAUGUUAGCAUGGAAAUAUGUUCACAUGCGCAUGUGAAGUACAUUUCUUACACCGCCAUAAAAUAUACUGGCGAUAUGCUGCCUUUCUAAAGUUGUUUGUUGAAUAGUCUUGCGCCCUGAUAUCGCACCUCGCUCCGAUAGCCAUCACGGCAUGACCAAUACAUCCCGGGAUGCGCAUGUGUUUUGGAAUGUCACAUGAUGUCACAGAUGUGAUUUUUGUGCAACACUUAUUUUCCUCCUCAGUUGGCAUAGCUUGACAUACUCCAAAUGUACACCAUGGUGGCCUUGUCUCUGGAAGGACUGGGGCGGGGGGUUUCCACCAAAUUGCACUAGACGUUUGGCAUAAUCAAGCCUAGUACCUUUACCAUAAUUUGACAGAAGUUCAAGCAGUACCUUAUCCUUUUCGCCAACUGUCAAAGUUCCAAUGAAUUCCUAAAAAUAUUAAGUUCCUGUGAAUAAUGCUUUCCAAGUUUCAUAUAUUUCUGUGUUUGUGUCAGUACCAAAUAAUCAACGCAAGUGCUUCAGAUAACUAAUAUAACAGGAAACGUAUUACAAACAUGCGACUUUAUUGCUAAACUGGACGCGAUCUGAUGACGCUCAAGAGCAUUUCGUCCGGCAUUUGCAGCUGCUACUGUUCCCUGUUGAAGCUUAUUCUUACAACCUGCCUUCGUUCACAUGAACAGCCAUCCGCACAUUUGUGCUCCUCGACAUGGGCAUCCCGGUCGUUUUCUACCGUUGCGUUUGCUACUAUUUUUGCAACUACAAAACUGAAAUGAAACGGACUUAAUAAAUAUACGGAACACAUACUCUACCAAACUAUUUAUCAUAAAACAAACAACGAGGAAACUGUUAAAGGGUAUUUAUACUCACAUGCGUUCUACAAACAGCUGCUUCUUGCGCCCUGUAUGUGGGUGAUCCGUACGCAUUUAGAUUGUCCUCUACAUCGUACUGCGACACAUUCAAAUCUUGAUCAGACUCUGAUUCAGACAUUUUAUAUAAAAAAAUACUAAAAUGUUCUUCGAAAGGACCAAAAUUUGUGAAAUAUUAACGCAAUAUACGUAAUAUUAUGCAAAUUGUAAAGUGAAUGUGCACGUGAUACAGAAAUUUCCCGUAUGUAAACAUAAACAAAAGCGCGCAAAGCAUUACCGUGAUACUCAUUCUUUAAAGAAUUAUAUAAGCAAAUUUUGGGGAGAAUCCUGCGUUAGCUGAGCGAAUUGAGCGUUUAGAAUCACAGGACACGGUUGUUUGGAUAAACAGCCAGGCCGACUUGAAGACUGAGAUAAACAUUGUAAAAGGAAACAUUGAACGUUUAACGGCUUCAUUGCGUUCGUAUGCAGAGAUAGAACGUCAACUUGAAACAUCAUCUGCGGAAAUUCGAAGUAUACGUACGCAUUUUCGGAGAGAUUUGACUUAGCGCUGUAGAGGGCCUCGAUAAAGAACUGCAGUCAACCGUGGCUGAUUUUCAAGGCAAAUUAAAUGACGUUAGAAAACUUUGUUUACUAGAGAUUCUAAAAGCCUAGUCUACAGAAAUGAAAACGGGCAGACGAGAUUUGUCUGUCAACGAAACGCGUGAUUCAAGUCAGCAAGUUAAGGAGAGUAAUUCGCUACGGAAGCAAAAAAAUAGUUCAAGCGGCCCCGAAGUUUAGUGGCAAAGCAUCCUGGGAAGUAUUUCAAGUUCAGUUUGACAUUGCUGCAGAGAUGAAUGGACGGCAAGACGAUGAUAAUGCUGUUUUUCUGGCAACGGCGUUGGAGGGGAGAGCUGCGAUGGUGUUGGGUAGUCUGUCCGAUAAAGAACAGCGGGAUUAUAACAUGUUGGUGACUGCUCUUACCGUACGGUUUGGGAUGGCUCAUCAAUCACAAUUGGCCCGAGCUAAAUUCAAAUGUCGAUUGAGAGGCAAAGAAGAGUCAAGCCAGAGCUACACUGUAGCUGAAAACGUAGAGACUCUAACGAGAGCUGCGUACCCUGAUGCUUCGUCAGACCUUCAGGACACUAUCGCUAAAGAUAACUUUAUCGAUGCUCUACAGGACGAGGACAUACGGUUAAAGGUUCGUCAAGCAAGACCACAGUCCCUCCAAGCAGCACUGGAAAACGCCAUGAAAUUAGAAUCCUUCCAAUUGGCUUCUCCACACCGAAAUAGAGCUCCUCGGGGUCUAUACUUUGAACGUGCGCAAAGUCGAUGAAGAUGUCCCUCCAGAAAGUGACGAAAACUCAAAUAUCAAACGCCUCGAAUUAAUGAUUGAUCGGUUGUUGGAAGAAUUAACAAAGAAUCCAAGACGUCGCCCAAAUGUUGGUCCUGUGGUGAACCUGGCCAUCUGCGGAGGAAUUGUCCAAAAGAAAGCGAAGAACAAACGAACGAGCCUAAGAACGAAGUUAGUAAAGAAGUGGAAGCAAAGAGAGAAGAGCAACAAAGAAAGCCUAGGCGCGUAGCUUCCGAAAAACCACGGUUGGGAAACGGGAAGUUGUCGAGCUAGAGGGCCAAGGCUCGACCAGUGUGGAAAGUAGAAAGGCCCCUAUGGAAAUAAAAGUUUGCGGUGGAACAUUGAAGGUAUCUGGAUUCAUUAAGAAUACGCCCUGUCAGUUCGUAGUAGACACUGGUGCUGACGUGACCCACACUGAGUUAUCGAGUAUUUCAUAAAUUGGACUCUGCCGCAGCAGUCAAAACUGUGUCUAUUGAUGGAGUUAUAAGAGGUUUGGACGGACAAAUAUUCCUCGUUAUCGGACGAGUUGCUCUGGAAGUUACGUUGGGUGAAACGGUUUCUAAAUUGGAUUUAUGGGUUGUUUAUAUUCAAGAAGAGUGUAUCCUCGGCGCAGACUUUUUGAAGAAGGAGGGUUGCAUCAUUGAUUAUCCAAGACAAACGCUUCGAAUAGGCGAAACAGAGAUUUCGCUGCGAAUGGGUGGGGAGGAGUUUAAAUGUCUAUGAGUGGUUCUGGAUAAAGCUGUGAAAGUGCCACCAUUUACCGAAAUGGUCAUUCUCGCUAAAUGUGAAGGUGACUGAGGUGGUGUUCGAUGGAAUGUAACUGGUCCACCAAAUUUGGUACAAAGGGACGGCGACAUUGUUGGGAGAACCGUUACGUUGUCGACCUGGACAAGGAUUACAUCCCUGUAAGGGUUGGAAACUUGUCAUCCAGCCGGAAGAAACUAAAGAAAGGAACUGAGAUGGCUGUUUGUGAAGCUGCAGCGAGUAUAACGCCCACGAACAUGGCUAACGAAGAAAAGGAGUAUCUCCAAACUUCGAAGAAAGAACCUGUAAAAGACCAUUUACAAUCCUUGUAUGAGAGUAGCACGGAAAAUCUUUGUGACCGUGACAGAGAGAAGGUUGUGGAGCUGCUGGUAUGUUUUCAAGAUGUGUUCUCCAAGGGAUCGGAGGAUCUUGGACGUGCGACGGGUGUGAGACACGACAUCGUCACGGGGAAUGCUGCGCCUCUGAAACAACCACCAAGAACAAUUCCAGUCUCCAGGCGAGAAGAAGCGCUCAAAGCCAUUGAAGAUAUGGAAAAGCAAGGCAUAGUCGAACCAUCCACCAGUCCCUGGAGCUCGCCUAUUGUUCUUGUCAGGAAAAAGGACGGCUAUACCAGAUUUUGUGAAGAAUAUCGUCGCUUAAAUACCCUGGCCCAGAGGUUUUUUAGGUUUGGCGAACGCGAACUGCGAGAAAACGCGCGAAGAAAAAGGAAAAAUUUCUGGUGAAUUUGUUAGCGAUUCCUGGUUCGGAUAAGGAAUGCAAAAAUGUAUAUGCAUCAUAUUCUAAAAAUAUUAUCCAAUCAUUAUCCUUGUCCAGACAGGGUUUUAUCUAAAAAUGUCAACAUCUUACAAAGACACCCACACUUGCAUAUCCUGACUUCCAGAAACCAUUCAUUCUUGACACAGACGCCAGCAACAUAGCCAUUGGUGGUGUCCUCUCGCAGGUUGUCGACGGAGCGGAAUUGCCUAUUGCCUACUUCAGUAAGACCCUGAGUAAACCUGAAAGUCAGUACUGUGUAACCAGAAGGGAGCUGUUGGCGGUGGUUAAAGGGACGGACCUUACCUUUAUGGGAAUCGUUUUUGAUAAGAACUGAUCACGCUUCUCUACAGUGGCUCCUCUCCUUCAGGAAUCCAGAAGGACAAAUGGCGAGGUGGUUGCAGAAACUACAGCAAUACAACUUUGAUGUCGAACACCGCGCCUUGUCCAGCAGACCAUGUGACCACAACGGAUGCCGCUAGUGUUUUUUUUAAUAAUAAAAAAAGGAAUGGCAGUUACAGGAAGAAGACUAUCAGCAUUCCGUUGUGAGCACGGCUGGGCACCAGGUUCGCGCAGUUACAAGUGAUCAACCGUGUUUCGAACGUAUUGGACAAGCACAGCGUUCCGAUCCUGAAAUCCGUUGUAUGACAACGUGGUUGGAGGAGUCACUAACGAAGCCGGAAUGGCGAAAAUUGUCCUCCUGUAGUACUGCCGUGAAGUCGUACUGGCGCCAGUGGGAGGCAUUGAAACUACACGAAGGAAGAUUGUACAGGAUCGUGGACAACGACGCAGCUUAGCGCUUUGGCAACUGGUUGUCGCGCAAGUAUUGCGAGGAGCAGACCUUCAGCAGCUUCACAACAGUCCCACAGGUGGUCAUUUUGGUGUCACGAAGACACUGGCUAAAGAUUCUUUUGGCCGAACUGCCGAUAGCCUGCUUGCAGACGUUGUUAUUCUUACGCCAAGCGACAAAAAACUAACGUCUGCUUACCCGAGCGCCAGAAUGAAUUCCGCUACGUCAACCAAUCAGAAUUUACCUUCCAAAUUCUGGAAAGUGACGUCAUUUGAUUUAGGAGCGGAAUAAAUAUAAAUAAAUAUUUUGAAAGCAGUCAUCGGUUGAAUUUUGUUAUCCAGGUAAUAAAAUGCACUAUUAAUGAUCAGAUAUGGAUAAUGAAGAUGUUCGGUUAUAUUUAAAACGCGGACAGGAUGGCAUAUUUAUACUGUAAUCUGUAUGAAUCUAGGCCAGACAGCAUCAAAUGCCGAAUAUAUUUCGCUGAAAUUUGACGGAUGUUUUUUAUCUUUAUAAGACAACAGAACUCGGAAGAUAGAAAAUUUAUAUAAUACUGUGGCUUAGAAAGCCAAAUAUUAGCUUCAAAGUAAACUAAUUUGCCGUUUGAGCAACCACUUCUGAUGUAAACUGUAAACACAACACAAACCCGAGAAACUUGUAAUUGCGCCGAGAUGAAUUUUCCAAUUCGCCCAAACUUCGAAACGUUUAUACUCUAACUUGGCUAUACGUUUCUACAUGACAACGAGAGCUUAAUCUUGGCAUAUAGGAAGUAUCAAGAGCAACAUUUGGACAUAUCCUGAUGGCUGGUAUACUCGAGUUUCCCGAUUGUUUGUUUGUCAUUGUUAACAAAAAUUUAAAUUGCUUUUGCAUUUUAUAUACACCGGUUGUUUGCAGAACAUGCAAGAAGAUGAUUACAAUAUUAUUUUACGUACACAUCGUGAAGUUCAACGCUAUAGUUUCCAAAAUAUACCCAUGCAAGUAAACAAAUUUCAACCCAGACAAUAUAUUCCCAUGUGCAAGGGCUUUCCCCAGUAGCUAAUCCCUCAAUAAGGCGGCUUCCAAUUGGCUCUAACUCUUUUGAACACUGCCAGAUGAUUGGCUCCUAAAACAAAGGGAAUUGAAUACAGUAUGCAGUAUGCAAUGUCUGCAAGCAGGCUAAACUGCCAACAGUGCGUCGAAGAAUGAUGCCGGAAGUGUGAUAAAUGUGGUUUUCGUAAAGGACCGAGUAAACGUCAGAGAGGCCGAUGAAGCAAUUCAAUGCUGGCGCCCCGCUGGAAAGAGUGGCAGUUGAUGUGUUGGGUCCUUUACCAACGUUUUCUAGUGGCAGUAAGUAUAUCCUAAUCCUUGGAGAUUACUUUACAAAGUGGGUGGAGGCAUAUCCACUGAGAAAAUCAACAAGCUGAGACUGUGGCAGAAGUGAUUAUAAAAGAGUUUGUUUCUCGUUUUGGCGUUUCCCUUCAGUUACACUCAUACCAAGGACGCAACUUCGAGGCACAGCUGUUCCAGAGAAUGUGCGAACUGUUGGAAAUUGACAAGACUCGAACAACCGCGUUGUAUGGGAUGGUGGAAAGAUUCAGUCAAACUUUGGAAAACCAGCUUGCGAUAUUUGUGGAACAAAAUCAAAGAGACUAGGAUAGAUGGAUACCAUUUCUACUAAUGGCGUAUCGAUAAUCAAUUUACGAGAGCACGAAACAGACACCAGCAUGUAGGCUAUGUAGGUUAAUAAAUUUGCAAGACGAUCGUAUCAUAACAAAAUAUAUGGAGGUUGCACUUCGAGCCACUUUCUACAUAUUUUGUAAAAGAAAUAAUAACUGGCCUUUCCCUGAAAAGCUCAACUUCUAUUAGCUACUAAUUCGUGACAGUGUAGAUAAGGGACCUGCUUUAUUCAGAGAACUGUGGUCUUAUAAUCAAUAUUAAUUGUAGUUAGGUAAAAAAUUAGUCUUGACUCACAACUGUGACUAUAUGGGUCAGGCUAUAUGUAAGUGAUUUGUAAAGUUUAAAAAAAUUACUAUUACCAUUACCAUUUAGAAAUGACAUGAGAAAGGAAGGCUUUGUAUAUAAUAACAUCAGGAUUGCUUCAAUUAAUCAAGCGGAACAUUUUGAAGUCAUUAGCAUUGCAGCUGAACUUCCAUCGAACCAUGUCAUGCUAAUAUGUGGCAUCCACCAUCCACCUAGGCCCAGAUAUAAUGAAACAGACUUAAUAGAUUAUCUAUACAGGAUAUUAUACAGGUGAUUUGAUUUGAACACGCCAUUGCACUUUAAACAAAGUUCAGCUUGGUACCAGGGUUCCCUUGCCUUGGUACAACAUGUAUGACUACAUUGAUUGAUUGAUUGAUUGAUAUAGAAAGUAUAUAACCUCAAUACAUCAGUAAAUUUUCUAAACAGUUUUCAUCAUGGCUAACUUGACGCGAGCAGCGCGAGCCUGCGUUCAGUGUUGGCGUAAUUAAGAAUUCUUCAUGUUGAAACGAUGUUUGGAAAAUGUAGGCGAGGGGUUUGUUGCAUGCCAUAUCAUGCAUGCAUUUCCAGUCUCAAAAUAAGAUGUUGCUCAAUCAUGAAGUGGAGACUCCUUUGCCCUUAUUGUACGGUAUCGUUCUACUCCGUUUCAUGGUCUAAUGUGAUUGUUGACUCUGUCGUCUAACCUCUAUCAGAAGAGGUUCUUCAGUCACCAAAACACUCUUUUCUAAGUUUUAAAUAAUUUAUUGCAAAUGGGAAUUUAACAGAUACACAUGCAAUGGAAUAUGGAAAUAAAUACGUACUGGUUUUGAACACCUGUUGCUCUACAGUUCAUCCAGGUCAAUAAUUCUUACUGUAUAGUGUAUACAAUCAUGCAUGCAUGUAUUCGGUACAUGCAUGCAGAAUUAUUGCCAUGUGGUGUACAUUUGGUCAGAAAAUAGCGCUAUAAAUUUUACUCGAAAUACACAGUUAAUUAUGAUAAUUAUUAUCCUGAUCCAUGCCUGGCUGAUUAUUAUAUUAUAAUCGGUACAUAGAAUAUUUAAAAAAUUGUUCUUUAUCCGGAGUUACCGUUGUACUGAAUUUUUGUUGCUUUUUAGCUGGAUGAAUGGCAUCUUCAAAAAAGGCAGCAAGGAACCACUAGAAGAAUCCGAUAUUUGUGAAGUUCUUGAAAGAGAUUCAGCAUAUCACCUUGCCACAAAGUUGCAAAGGUAUUUUCUCUUGGUUGAUUUGAAAAUCACCAAGAAAACAUAUUACCGAUAUAUACUGCUGUUCUCAAUUGGAUUAGAAAAUCUAUAUUUUUAGGCGUGUACUCGUGUCUUUAUUAGAAGGUGAUGCUACAACACUCUAUCUGAGAUCUAGCUGUGUAGAAAGUCUUACUUUGGUUUACAUGCAGCAAAUUUUUAAUCAUUUUUCUAGGCCUGAUUGCUGGGACUCUCUAGUUUUAUUUAUUUUCCCCAAGAUAUCAAUUUGUCAGUUGGCAGUUAAAACGAUUUCAUAUAGGGCAUUUACAUAAAAGCAUUAAUGUCAAAAGAAUUCACAUCAACUCAUACAUGUACAUGCGCAUGCCAGUUAUGCAACUAUCAUCAUCUGCACUGAGUUGUUAUUUGUCCGGUAAUGGAAAUUAAAUAGCUUCGGUUAUUUGUCCAUGAACUAAUUUGAUUGGUUGGUUUAAAUGGCAAGCGGUGGUUUCCACUCAAUAAAACCGGAACCUUAUCCUUCCAUAACCCCAUCCCUAACCCAAACUGAUCAGGCCACCUACUCGCAGGUCACAAAAUCAUUGUGCAAUUCCUUCAUGAUUCGAUCCCCAGAGAUAGCGCGCACAAGGCGAGAGACCGCUCGCAGUCUAACAAAAUUUAUGAAAGAAGCGAUGGAACUGCUUCAGACACCCGGAGCAGAAAAUAUCGAAAGAUGCGAAAUUAUAGCUGCCCAGCUCAAAGAAAAUGUGACAUUAUUAACCCAAAUCGACGAGGAAAUUUUAAACUUAUGCGAUGUGAGCGAAAUCGGAGUAGAGAUCGAAGAAUCAGCCGAAAUAUCGGAUAGAAUAUCAGAAACGAAGCAAAAAAUCAACAAGCAAGCAAAAGCCACCAAAAAUCACGAUAAUAUUAAUACGACUAUAAACGACGCGAAUUCGAACUUGAACUCGGCUGCAGAACAGAGAAAUACAACGAAUGCAAUCAAAAGUUCAACAAGCACAACGAAUACGACGGUGGGAAACGAAAUCGAAGAAAAUACGACUCUUAAUUCAUUCAAUAGUCUGGCUUCCCUACAGCGAACAACAACUACAAAUACGACAACAACGCCCGGGAAAUUUAUAUCAAGUUUACCGAAGCUGCCAAAAUUAGAACUCCCUAAAUUUGGAGGUCAAAUAAAUAACCAAGUGGAACUCAUUUUGGGAUCUAUAUGACUCCGCAAUUCACAGUAAUCCGAGUGUCUCGAAAGUAAACAAAUUUAACUAUUUACUGUCUUUGCUUGAAGGAAAUGCAGAGCGAAUGAUAAAGGGCCUUACUUAGCCUCCUCCGCAGGCAUCUCGUAGUUCACGUACUUCAGAAAAUCGGUGAGAUGCCUGCCAAAACCCGACAUGGUUGAGCCGUUCUGCGCAUCCUGCUUGCGCAGCGAUUUCGUAUCUAGGGUAUGCGCGUGGGGAGGAUUUGUCAUCCAAGAUGGCGGAUUGCAUGGAGUGAAGAAUUAUGAGAAUUAGUGAAUGUGUAUUAAUACGGUCGCUAAAGGCGGUUAAACGAUUAAGAAUACAGCUUUUGUGGACAAUUGAAAGAAUCUUAACUCGGAAAUUAAAAUUGUCAUUAAAUAAUUUACAUGUUGUCAGUUGCCAUCAAGGUUGACAUAUAUUUUGUAUAAGCUGUAGUCUGUGGCGUCUGUAGAUGGAAAUAGAAAUAUUGUUGUAAUCUUUUAAGCACUAUAAAGGUAGACUUUGUGUUAGUAUCACAAUGAAAUGCAUUUAAUUUCAUAAUAUUUUUUUGGAUCAAUUAGUUGUUUUGUGUUUUAAAUGGCUGGCAUAAUAAUUUAAAAUAGUACAAUUAUCAUGUACAGUUAGUUCAUGAUUCUUAGAAGCAGGACAAAAUUGCCCUACAUAGGAUGUGUAGAAAUGUAACAAGAUAAAAUAUAUUUCAGCAUGAUAAUUGUGGACCCAGUGUUAAUAGAAACCAACGCAAGAGCCAGAUUGAUUUGAGUGAAAAAGCCUUGGUCUGGUGUUUGGUUGUCAUAUUGGCCGAGUAUGCCAAUUCGUGAAGCAACAUCCAAGGUAACGCCACUGUCUGAAAUCUAAAAUUAGCUGGAUUCACUUACUAUAUUCACUUAAACUAUACUAUAUACUAUGUCGUGUUUCAUGUGUGCACUAGUGUCCAGUACCUGCAUGGUGUGAAUUGCAUUGUACAAUCCAGCAGUUAAACAAUAACGUGGUAGAUGAUUAUAAUAAUAUAAUUUUUUUUAAUCCAAAUGAAGAUGUUGAAUUGUCAGGAUUUCUAUACAAGAAACUAGGUGCUAUUUUGCAUGACUGAGAUAGAGACUAAGGUGCUGAAUCCUAGAAAGUGUGAACAGCAAAGCUUACUUUGUACAGUUAGCAGCUUCAAGGCUACAACACAUGGUCAAGCAACCAUUGUCAAUGACAACAUUGAUCAAGCAUGUCAUAACCUGCCAGAUAAAAUAGUGACAUAAUUGAACAUGGCCAGCAUCCUAUUCUGCCGACACUUUCUUUACAAUAUAACAUAUUUUUAAUUAAUGGAUGAAAAAUGGAAGAAAUGGGAUAAAAAAUAAAUGUAGUGUAAACUGUGGACCAUGCUCACAAUUUCCCUGUGACUUAUUUUUAAAUCACAUCGCCUUUUAUCAGAAAUUGCAUUGCAUGUUGCAGAUUUACUACAGGAGGGGGGGGGGGUGCACCCUCCAAGCCCUGACAGGAGUGGUUGCUUUUUUCAUGAUAAGCAAAAAAUCAGUAGAGACAAAAUGAGAUACAGUAAUUUGAGCAAUAACAUGAUGAUAAGCAAACUGUGAACAACAAUUACAAUUCAAAUACAUUAUGUUGAUGGGCGAGCGGCACAUAUGACUGACACAACUCUGCACCAGAGCUGGCAGAGCAGCCCCCUACCAGAUCAUGCUGGAUUGAUCCCUGUACUAUUUAUACAUGGAGGUGUAUCUCUUUUUGUGGCGUAAAGGCAUGUUUUUUAUCAGUUUUCAAGUGACAAUCCAAAUUUUUAGAUGGCUGUUUAAAAUUUUAGUCAGCUGGAUGGCAGGCUGGUUAAUACCAUGCAGUAAUGCAGUAGAAUAAUCUUGAGCGUAACAUCUAACAUACUACAGCAACAAUAUAAAUUGUAUAACUUUGCUUGAUUUAUAAUUAUUGAAUAUAAACACUUCUUACAUUUGGUCAACUUGCACAAUAGUAGCUUGAAAUUUGUGUUACAGCACAAACUGUCAGCAAUAAGCAGUUUACUCAGCGUUUACAUUGUUUACAUGCUGUACAUGUACUCAACAAAUCCCGGAGAUAUUUCUCGCUAACUAGUAACAUACAGCGUAGUUAAAAACACAUGGGAUUGUAAAUUCAAAUUCCUGAAAUAUUUCAAAAUUGUGUAGACAAACCAGUUUCAAUGUCAUGCACAUCCACUAAACUAUAUAACAGUAAUAGACAAUUCCAAGAGGCAAGAGCAUCCAUUAUCCAGUUGAAAUUUUGACAUUUACCACUCCAUCUGAUCUGCCUUCUAGAGUAUUCCGUUUCCCAAAAGUAUUAAUAUUUGAUGUUAUAUGCAUGUAGGAUACCGAGACCAAAUAUAAAUUGAACGGUUGCAAAAAUUCUUAUAAAUUCCAUUCACAUUUCACACUUCGUCGCUCGAUACGAUUUACAUAGUUUCGGCGUGGUUUGACCAUCUGGAUUUCGUUAAAUUCCGGCCAUCCGUUGUAAGUGCAAAAUAAUCAAUGUUUCAUUCAUAUUUGUAAUAAUUUGCAACAUAAAAAUGAAUUGUGUCUGAAUAUAAAAAGAUCGUAUCCUAUGGGAGUAGGGGUAACACAGCUUUUGACAUUAAUCCCGUGGGAGUGGGGGUAACAUAGUCGGUCCAUAAGGGUUACAUAGCUGGUCCAAAGUCUUCGGGUUUUGGCAGGCAUCGCCGCUAUUAAUUUUUUUGCCUGCAAGAAAUUUUGCCCUAUAAUCGAAAGGCGAUGCCUGCGGAGAAGGCUAGGCCUUACGUUAACCGGGGCAAACUAUGACGCUGCGGUUCAAAUAUUACAAGAAUGAUUUGGGAAAACCCAACAGUCGAUAUCGACCCACAUGGACGAAAUUUUAAAAAUUCAAGCUUGUACGAGCAAUCGAUCACGACAACUAUGUUAUGUCUAUGAUAAAAGGGACACCUAGCGAAUGUUUGUGCAAAUACUAAAAAAUGCCGUUACUGCUCACUCACUCACUCACUCAGGAAAACACCUUAAAAACUCAUUAAUAAUUCAGGAGGAAAACACAAAGAAAAAUCAAAAGCCUGUCGUGGUUUUAUAUGUGAUAAAAAAAUCAUGUUAAUUUACAUAAACUUUAGCUUUGACUUUCUCGGUUUAGACAAAGUUUAUUUUAAAAAUUACUUCGCCAAUGAACUCGUAUAAGAUGAGUCGUUUUUUAAGCCAUUUAAAGCACUUGUAGUCGUGUUUUAUCAGAUAUAUCUGAUAAAAACACUCCUACGCGUGCUUUAAAUAGUACAUCAAUUAAUUUAUCAAUUUGUCGUAAUAAGUCGAACUCGAAAGCUGAGCAAAAACAAAUGGAGGAACAAAAUGCGAAACAAGAAACGACGGUGAAACAAGGACUGCUACCUUAACUGGAGUAUGUAAGGGCAGCGUCUUGCUGCAAACUGCGAGAGCCGUUGCGACUAAUGGUUCUAGGUCAAAGUCCGUGCGCAUUUUAUUCGACACUGGUAGUCAGCGGUCGUACGUCACUAACGAUCUUGCUAAGCAACUAAAGCUAACACCAGUGAAACGAGAGACAUUGUAUUUAAACACAUUUGGAAACAGCCAAACAAAACGUGAUAAUUGUGAACUUUUCAUGUUCAAUAUUCGAAGUUAGGGAAGUACGAGGGGGAAUGAGAGCGUUGAGCUUAGAGCAAUUGUCAGUUAUGUCAUAAAUGUUAAUACAUCUUCAGGAACUAGAGCUUGCAGAUUUCGAUGCAAACGGAACAUGCAAUGAUAACAUUGACAUACUAGUCGGUGCCGAUUUCUAUUGGAGCAUAGUUACUGGAGACGUUGUUCGAGGAGAUAAUAGCCCGACAGCUAUUAGUAUAGUAAACUAAGGUGGCUCGUGUCUGGACUUUCGAUGCAGAAUUCUACCUACCAGUCUACAACGAGCAACCUUAUCUUAGCUUGAGAAUGUAUCGACAACUCCCACGCGCAGACCGACAGCAAUGGCGAAACUUUCACGUUUCUGGGAAACCGAAAGUAUCGGAAUUAAGUCAAUUGAGGAAGCAGGUAGCCCGGUCGGAAGCAAUUUCUUGAAAGAUAUACGAUUCACAGGAGAACGUUACAGGGUUGGAUUGCCAUGGAUUGAAGAAUAGACUGGAAAUUGGAAAUGAUUUCGAUCUCUGUUACAAUCGUUUAAUUUAAAGUUGCUUCACCGUAAAUUAAAGAAAUAGCCAGAGCUAUAAUGGCCGUUUUUAUACUAGAGACGCAUUAUGCGUCUGAACUUGGGCAAGCAUUUGUUGUUCGUCUGGUUAUGCGUCCUUAGUAUAAAGACGGGCACAAGACGCAUUAUGCGUCUAGACGAACUAUGUUCGAUUCUUCGUCUUAAGAGACGCACAACCGAUGAUAGUUCGUCUAGACGCAUAAUGUGUCUUGUGCCCGUCUUUAUACUGAGGACGCAUAACCAGACGAACAAUAAAUGUUGAUAGUUCGUCGCAAUUGGCCGUUUUUAUACUAGAGACGCAUUAUGCGUCUGAACGCAUAAUCCGUCUUCUACAUUAUUCGUCUAGUAUUAUUCGUCCCGUCUUUAUACUAGACGAAUAAUGUAGAAGACGUAUUAUGCGUCCAGACGCAUAAUGCGUCUCUAGUAUAAAAACGGCCAAUGUCAAAGUAUAACAUGUGCAUCGAAGAUCAAAUCCAGGCAGGUAUCGUGGAAAAGGUCCUGGCCACGGAAGGCAACAAGAAUCACGAAGGUGUGCAUUAUCUUCCGCAUCAUGGAGUUAACCGAAACGACAAAGGCACGACCAAGUUACGGGUAGUCUAUGACGGUUCGGCAACGACAGCUGAUCGAGAAAAUUCGCUUAAUGACUGUUUGUCGACCGGAACUAAUUAUAUUUCUCAGAUUUUUGAAAUGCUUGUAAAAUUCAGAGCUGAUCGUAUUGGAUUGGUGGCGGAUAUCGAAAAAGAAUUCCUAAGGGACCGUUCAUUAUUAUUAGAGAGUUUAAGCUUUGCGUUUAUAUACGUCAAACGUAACGGAAAACGCCAGGCAAAGAAAAAUUUUACGGUAUCAGGCAAUAAAGAGUAAAUAAACUUGCUGUUUUAAACUGAAAUACACAAUUAUUCUUUCGACGCAAGAAAGAAAAGAUGAAACGAAAACGUUCGACGAAAAUUUUGCUAUGAAAGUUCGAACCUGCCGUUUCCGGAAACGAGAAGCUUAAACUCCCUAAUACAAAUGGGGGAGUGGGCUGGUAAGGAUCUGAAAAAAGCAAUAGCAAAGUAUACAUCCCCCUCUACCAGACAAAGGAAAACAUAAAGCGCCUCCUCGACUACGGUUUGAAAUAUUUACAUCUCCCCUCUUUCUUUUCUUUACCACAAAUUAAUAUUUUAUACGUUUUCCAUAUAAAAAGGCUGAUGAAUAUAAGAUAUGAAUUGAAUAUUCUUUGGCAUGUAUUGGUCAUACUGUAUAUUAAAAGAAUAAUUACGAUCUCAACUCUUAUACUACUCAUAGAUUAUAUUUACUCUGAUAGCACUAUAUAACCAGGAGCAAUGUGUCUUGGUGCACCCUACUUUGUUUAUUUUACUCGGUCUAUAAUCAACUCCAGGUGAUUUUACUUGUGAGGGAGAGACCAUUGCACCUCAUGGGUAAAUGAAAACUAUUUUAUUACAGCUCUUUUUCGUAUGUCACAUGAUACCAAAUAUCAUUAAAAAAUUCUUACAUCCCCCUAAAAUACAGGGUGUAUAAAAAAACCCUGAACAGAUAUGAAUUUUCUCUCAAUUUCCCAAAACAGCUAUUAGUAUCCAGUUUUUAAUGUAUAUAGCUUAUUUGGUUACUUAUUAAAAAUUUCUCGAACUCAAAUUUUGUGAACCAGGGGGGGAUGUCUUUUCCAACAAACUAAAAAUGGCUUGCGCACGACAUUUAAAAGCUUUAAUCAUAUUUUGAGUUGAUAGAUGAAAAAUAUGUGGGCGUUUUAGUUGCUGUACAAAAUAUCAGACAAUUUGAUUUAGUCUAGUUAAAGGUAACUAUUCACGCAAGCUAUUUGCAUGCUUAAUUAUGCCUUUGCCUAAUUUGCAUAUGUCAGCAAUAUGCAAAUUAGGUAAAGGCAUUACAGUGCGUCUACAGUAAGUGGGGCCACUUAGAGAACACUAACCAAUCGCAAUGCAGAACAAAAAUAGAAAUCUAAUCAAACUAAAGCUCGUCCAAUCAAAAGAAAGCUUCAGGAAGCCAUUAACUGCGAUGUUUACUUUUCAAGUCUAUUUUUACCGUUUGAUAUUCGUUUAUUUGUUAAAAUUGUUUUUGGCCUAAUGCUGAUUGGCUAAUGCGCCGUUUGUUGAUUUUUUCGAUUUUUGUUCUGCAAUGCGAUUGGUUAGUGUUCUCUAAGUGGCCCCACUUACUGUAGACGCACUACAAUUAAGCAUGCGAAAGGCUGAUUUUGUAGAAACAAAUGAAUAGUUAAAGGGCUUAAACUAAAGCAAAUUGUCUGAAAUUUUGUACAGUAAUUAAAAACCCAACAAAUUUUUCAUCUAUCAACUCAAAAUAUGAUUAAAGCUUUUAAAUUUCGUGCGCAAGCCAUUUUUAUUUUGUUGGAAAAGACACACACCCCUGGUUCACAAAAUUUGAAUUUGAGAAAUUUUUUCAUUAUUCUACAUUAUAAGUACCCAAAGAAGCUAUAUACAUCAAAAACGGGAUACUAAUAGCUGUUUUGCGAAAUUGAGAGCAAUUUCAAAUCUGUUCAGUUUUUUUUAUACACCCUGUAUAUGCUCAGAAAUGUCUGACCCCCCCCCCCCACAUUUCAUACUAGCCCCCCUCCUCCUGUAUUAAUAAUUAACGGUCCCUAAUGGUAGGGAUUAGCAACAAAGAUCGCGAUGUGCUACGUUUUUUUGUGGUUCAUGAACAUUGGACAUCAUGACCCUGAAUUAAUUCAAUUACGAUUUUGCCGAUUAGUGUUUCGUUUGAGUCCAUCACCAGCUAUUCUAGGGGCGACUAUUGAUCAUCAUCUAGACAAUUUACAAGAGAACAAUCGGGAAAUGAUACAACAUUUUCGAGAAUCCUUGUAUGUUGAUGAUCUGUUGGCGGCUGUGCAGAAUGAUGAAAAGGCAUUCCAAAUUUACGAAGAAUCCAAAGAAAUAAUGUCAACCGGCGGAUUCAAAUUACGAAUGUGGCAUUCAAAUUCGAGUAGUUUGAUGAAUUUUAUCAAUGCCUUAGAGGAUAAGGUUGUUUCAAGCUCUCCAGACAACCAUGGCGUUAUCGAGGAGGAUUUAUCGUAUGCGAAAGAAUCGAUAGCACAAGAAUCUGCACCCGCAAGCUAGUAAAAUACAAUUAAAGUUCUGGGGAAAGUAUGGUACGGAUACGGUACUGAUACGGAUAUGUUGUUAGUAUGGUACGGAUAUGGUACUGAUACGGAUAUGUUGUUAUUCAAUUUCGAAGAAUUGAUCGAGUACGCUAAAUCGUUACCAAUUACAAAACGUUCGUUCUAUUGUGGUCCUCGAAGAUUUUCGAACCAUUAGGUUUCUUAACGCCAUUCACAAUUAAGUUGAAAAUGCUAUUUCAAGAACUCAGAUGUUUACCUAAGACAAGUUGGGAUGAGAAAGUGGACGAGAAGAUGUGCGCAACAAUAAACAAUCUUAGAUUAGAGUUAGCAUUCUUAAACAAAGUUCCAAUAUCGAGAUGUUAUUUCCUGCCAAACCUCAAACCGGCCGUAGUACAGAUUCAUGGUUUUAGCGACGCUUCAGAACGCGCAUUUGCAGCUGUUGUCUACCUGAGAACUCUUUACGAGAAUGGAAGUAUCGACGUACCGACUUCCGAUCCUGACGUUAUUAAAGUUCGACCGAUCAUCUCUGGUUACGGUGGUCCUGUUGAUAAAGUAUCAUGGCUCAUACAAGUCAUAUGUAACCCACUACUCCAGUUCGUAAAAGCACAUCUGUGGAACACGGAACAGCUGUUAAGAAAUCUACAAAGUGUAAAGAACGAAGAACUGAAGAGCAAGAUCCUAUUUAGCCUGGACGUGGUCUCUUUGUACCCUAGUGUAAACAACAAUGCAGCCAUUGAUACCCUACGCACUCACGCUGUGUUACUUCCCUGUUUCAGACUUGCUUCUCACCAAAUCCAUCUUCAGAAACAACUGUUUUUCGUGGAAAAGAAGAUACUAUCGCCAACUUCGAGGUUUGGCGAUGGGAACUCGCCUAGCACCAAUCCUUGCCAUCCUCUUCCUUGACAGAAUUGAGAACCAAGCCAUCUACGCAGAUCUUUCCCUUUCACUUUACUAUCGUUACAUUGAUGAAAUACAUAAAUCGAACUACCUGGUGAAGAUGGUUUUUUACCUUUCCUAAACACCAAAGCUAAAGUAAACGAUUCCGGAAUCGUAGAAAUUGGCCGGUACACGAAACCAGCAAACAAGGGUCUGAUGUUAAAUGCAAAAUCCAACCAUCCUGAUUACGUCAAAUGCGCUGUCAUUAACAACAUCGUCAAUACUUACACUUCUAUAUGUUCCAACAACGCCUUACUUCAAGAAGCUGAGCAAUCCUUCAAGACAAGAGCCCAAAGGAACGGUUACAACCAGCCGUACGUCAAUCCAAACCUGAAACCUAAGAAAACCCCUCAACAUCAUAACAUCUCAGAUGCAUUCACCAACGACAUAAAGAAAGCGGUAAAGCGAAGCAACUUGGACAUUCGUCUAAUUCAGCGUCCCCAAAGUUCAUUGAAGAAUCACCUCGUCGAAUCAAGGCUUUACGACAAAUGAUUUGAUACAGAGAAAUGCAACGUCUGUCGAAAGUCGCCAUCAAUACCUUCAACCCACUGUUCGCAGAAAGAUGUUGUCUAUUCCUUCAAAUGUGACAUUUGCCAAGACGACGAUGGUGUGUACAUUGGUGAGACAAGUCGCCCAUUAACUGUACGGUUUCAAGAGCACUGCCGAUCUGCAGCGAAUCCAACAGCAAAAUCAUAUAAGAACAUGGCCUUCUCAAAACAUUAUAAGGCGUGUCAUGAGGGUCAAAAGCCAAAACUUAUAGCAAGAAUACUAGAGAAAACAAGUGAUUCGUAUGAGCGAAAAAUCACAGAAGCUGCCCUAAUUCAAAAACUUAAACCGGAUUUGAAUGGACAAUUUGAUGUUGUAGAUUUUGUGAUUUAACUUAAAAAGAUACUUCGUUCUAAUUAUUUGGCUAAUUUAAAUUUCUCGGACACGUCACCUUUGCAUGCUCGCGCAAGCAAAUUGCGCAAGUAGAUUGCGAGUGAAACGGUUAAACCACAGAUUAUAGAUCAUACCAGAUGUCUCUUUUCAGCAAAAAUUGUGUGCGCGAUUUUUUAUAAGCACGCGCAAGCCUCCAUUUUGGCAGUAAAGGCUGCAUUCCAGUUACGCGUUUUUCAUACGUGCGUACACGCACGUAAAAGUUGAAUUCGCUUUACAUUCUACUUAUGAAAUAACUAAAUUUAUAAAAGGACAGCAUUCAGUUUUGUGUAUGAUUUAAUGUGUAUUUGUUAAGGUUAUUUGCAUAUAUAUGAAAUUUUAAAGCGAAUUCAACUUUUACGUGCGUGUACGCACGUAUGAAAAACGCCGUAACUGGAAUGCAGCCUUAAGUGUAAGCCACGCCAUCAAACGUGAUCAUGACGUAAGCAAUGACGCCAUCUUCUAGUCACUGACCGAGAAAUUUACUGGAUGUAAAUGAAUGAAUGUACAUUUUAUUUGUUCUAUAUAUUUGUUUUUGAGUGAAAAAACGUGACUAAAAAAAGCCUAAAACGCACGAAACGUUUUCAAAAUUAAAUAUAUCUACUUCAAUUUGUUUUCUUAACAUUGCUGGACAUCUAACUUGUUUUAUUACUCGUAAUUUUGUGUAAAAAUUUCCCACAAGUUGUGUGUUAAGGAUUGAACUAUUAAAGGCCAAAAAACAACAAUCCUUUCGUCUUUCCAGGACCUAGGUUGGUAUGUAAUCUAUUAUAAAGAUUUCUUUUCGAGUUUAAUAAUACGUUUAUGUUGCCUGGAGAAUGAUAGACAGGCAAAAACUUGGUAUGAACCAUGCCUAUGGCUAUGUCUGUUUUUACAGUAUAUUUCACUUUAACUAUUUGAUGCUUAUAUGUUCAACUACUUAAGUUAAAGCAUUAAGGCAACAAUAUCUACCAAACUCCGUCUCUCAAAGCUUGAAUUUGACGAUUUUACUGAAAGUUUUGCUCACCAAAAGUCCAAAACGUCGAGGCCGCGUCUUUCGAAAAAAGUUAAGACCAGUUAGUUGUCCAAAACGGUGGGAAAAAAACUCAAAAAAGAGCUAGAUGUACAUUUUUGGCAUCUUUUUAAACAUCUUUUGUGAUUGAGCUUGCUGUUUUUCUUUCUUAUAUUAGUUAAAAUCCAAUAUUAAAAAUCCAAGCAAGCCAAUAAUGUAUCGAUCAAUUCGAAAUUUCACCCUUCCCCCCCCCGGGCCGACCCCGGGAAUUUGAACUUUUUGAAUUUUGACUGAUCAAAUUCUCCACCUCCUGUGCAAAAAAUGUCUUCAAAUGCCGCACUGUAACAAGAAAUUAAGCGUUCAAAUGCCCCGGGGACCUUCACACGAAAAUUAUGAAACAGUAAAUACAAAAAGUACAAAAUAUACAGAAAUGUUUUUCGACAAGAUAGCAAAAUCCACGUAAAAAGUUUGGAUACCUUGUGGAAAUUUAACAGUUUUACACAAUUAUGUAGUACAUACCUUCAAAUGAAGCACAUAGAUUUUCCAUUCCCGUUUCUUUGAGCCAGUUUUUCACAAAUUUGAGGCCGUUUCCUUCGAAAUCUGAGAAAACUGUAUUUGCCGCCAAUGCGAAGUCUUUUCUGUGCAUGCAGGAAGCACGCGAAAACGGGCAAAUUUUUAAGACUUCCGGUUCAAAUUCCCCACCCCGUUAUCAAAUGCCCCACCACAUGGAAGACCUAGAACGUCAAAUUCCCUACUCCCUGGAGAAGACUUGAAGUCAAAUUCCCGGGGUAUGCCCGGGGGGGGGAUGGUGAAGUUUCGAAUUGAUCGAUACAUAACUUUUAUAAAAACUUUGUCGUCGGUGGCAGAGUAGUCAAACAAAAAAGAGCCUGGAUCCCACCAAAAAUAUGGCGUGACAUUGCGUGAGCAAUUGCCGCUAUUUUGGCCGUAAGUGUCGCACGCGUCAUCUGGCGUGUAACAGAGGGGACUUCCGUCUACGCAUGCGCGAGAAACGUAAGCGUGGAGUGCACGUGAGCGCGGGUUGAUCGCGUGACUGAAUUCUAAAAACAAACACCAAAUUUGCCAAAACUACUCGUGUUAUGAAGUCGUUUUCUUGUUUCUUUAGUGUUUCUACGCUCACAAUUUUAGGCAUUUCCGACUUAGGGGCUGUUUAUAUGAGGCGAGCCAGCUCGGGUACCCGAGCUAGCUCGCUUUAGGCUGGAUCCCGUCUUUGUUAAUAUUUCCUACUAAAUUUCAUGUUGCGUUUAUAUGGGAACCGAGCUGGCCCGCCUAACCGAGGUCCCGCUUCGUGUGACCCGAGACCUCGGGUAAACGAGCUGGGUAGUUUUCCAUAUAAACGCAACAGGAAGGGCUAGCCCUCCUAGUAGGGCUGGAAAUUAAGCAAAUACGCAUGCGCAAAUAAUUAGAAUAAUUCAGAAUGCACAAACAACUCCCAUAUAAGGAACCAACUUCCAUAUAUGGAGUUGUUUACGCCAAAAAAAAUUAGAACACGAAGAGCCAGCCCUUUAUGUAAGUUUCAUGUAACGCGUGGUGAAAUUCAUCUCGGGGAUGCGAGCCAGCUCGGGUACCCGGGCUGGCUCGCUUCCAUAUAAACAGCCCCUUAGAAGUGUUUGCUUUGGAAUAAAAACGUGAAAGUAGAAAUAAAAACUUUGUUGCAGCAGUUUAAUUUCGCCGUACAAUUAUACCUGUUUUAUAUGUACAUCUUUUUCGAAGUGAGAUAUACAAGUGCAAAUUGACCUUCUUUAAAUUCGUACUUACCCUAUUUUUUUUACUCCAUAAAAACUACUUUUAUCCAUGGAGAAACUGUUUGACUUUAAAAAUAAGCUGGAAUUAUGGAGGUGAUACAGGCUAGUUUCUUUGCAAACAGUGAUUCAGUACUCGGUAGUGUACUUGUUGUAUAUAUGAAGAAAAGUCUAAAAUGAUUUCAACAUCCAUUAACAAAAAGGAAUCGCGCUUAUUACUACUCGUUAGAAGAUAGACAAUUAACUUAAUUCACUAGGAACCCGUUCUACAAUAUAAACUAGAAAUCGGCCAACAAAUUGUCACGAAAUAUAUACUACAAUUAAAAUAAGGUCUCUGAACUAUCGAUUUCACCGAGCGGUCAAGUUCCUCUGCAAAGAUCGCCCCUUUGCCCAAUUUUCAUCGAGUAGAUCAUCGUGUUAUCAAGGCAAGGAUUAUGUAUAGCCUACUUUAACAUAAAAGAAUAAAAAAACUGGUGAUAAAGGGUAGAUUUUGAAUAAAAUACGAUUAUCUGUAUACAAGAUCUGAGCGUUAUCAUGAAGCACUCGAUAUACUUUCUCCAACAACAUAUUGCGCUUAAUAUUUUACAAAAUUAAAAAUAUUCACACAUUAAAGAUAUGAAAAUGUAGCUUGCAUUACAAAGAAAUGUUGACUUACCUAAGUUAUACCUUGCACGUCGAUUGAAGUCAAGUAAAGCCCUUUCAAAGACGCGUGUCACAUUAAACUACAGGUCACAUGCAUGGCGGUAGAGAACUCGACGAAGUAUUCAGGAUAUUUCAUAGCCAGUUUAAACGCGGCUGUAUACUAUUCCUGUGAAUUAUGAUGCCCAACACACCGGGUAACAAACUUUACCACUUUGUUCGACUGUUCCAAGUACACUUUUAAGAUACAAGGUCCGAUUAUAUCAUGUUCUUCGAAGCAUCUGCUGAAAACAGUCCAACAUAAAUAUCGCCACUCAUCUUUAAAAAGCUUUUAAAAACAGUCAUUAGGUUGUUGAAGAGUUAGCCUAUAGAACUUCCAACAACAAAACGUUUAACCCCAGUCCCCAGAUGCUUUCAAAAGCCAGUGAAUCACAAUGCUAUAAACUUCAACAUCCUUAGAAAUUGUAAGCCAAACAUCGAAAAGCAAAAUUUGCGGGAAAAAGUUCACGAGCCCGCACAAUUUUUAUGCAGUGUCGACGAAAGUCCCCUCUGUUCUGGCGUGUGCAAUUCGUGAUCAGUCAUGCAAAAAUCGCGGACACGAAAAUCAUAGGGAUAGAUACAGAGUGAGACAUCUGGUAUGAUCUUUCAUCUGUGGUUAAACGUACGGCAAUCUUUAUCACCUGGGGCCGGUUGUAUAAAAACGUAAUUAGUGCUAACUGUAGUUAGCGUUAAUCACUGUAGUUAAAUCUUCAACUGUAAUUAGUUAACUACAUGACUUAACUGCGUUGAACAAAACGUAGUUAGUCGGAUAGUUAACUAAUCACGUAGUUAACUGUGCGUGGGGCUUGCGUGGGGCGUUUAAACACAAAAUUACAUAAAGUAAGCAGCGAGUAACGACCGCUGACCUACAUUUUCAACAUGAUUGUGGACUCGCAUUUUGCAAAUAGGCGGGAAUUUUAUUCAAAACACUAGAAAACAGUAAAAAAUAAACAAGAAAACAAGGAAAAACCGCCACAAAAAUCAUAAAAGAAUGCAGGUUUUCCUUGAGAUGUCUACGUUAAACCAAGGUCUAGCUGUUUGGCAAUUAUAUUGAUGUGUUUCUUGGUGUAAUGGACCAUACUUCGUCUUCGAGAAAUCGUCCUGUGCAAAAAUAUGUUCUGUUUUCGUAAAAACACCAAAGCGAUGGGAACCACAGGGAAGAUAGCGAUUGAAAAUCCCAGGUAAGCGUUGCUUUUCAUUGUUGUUUUACUGAAAAAUGUUGUUCACUCCUAUACAAACGCCAUUUUUAACCACGUUUUGGACAGUUAACUAUACCCUAAAGCAUAGUUAACUUUAACUACUUUUUAACUGCAGUUAGCGCUAACUACACUUUUAUACAACCGGCUUAACUACGUGAUUAAAGUUAACUAUUUUUUUAAGGCUUGUUAACUACUUUUUAACUGCAGUUAGCGCUAACUACGUUUUUAUAUACAACCGGCCCCUGAAGAUGGAGUACACAAUAAAGUUGUUUUAUUUUUAAGCAUUUGUGGUCGUUGUUAAUUCCAAGAAAUAAUACAAAAUGAGGCUAGCUUAGAGACAGUUCGAUACUAAAAUUAUAAAAAAAUAAAUAAAAUAGACAAAAUCCCCUCCUCCUGAACAAUGUUGGCCAUUAUAGAGUCUAAAAAAUUGUGCUCAAUAGUUUAUCGAUGGAAGAAAGCACCAUGUUUAGGUUUUUUACUCAUCUUAAUCAACAUUGUAAGGGGGAAUUAAGGGGGGAAGAAUAGAUUAAAUUGUUAAUCAUACUGGACGUUUCAUUAGUUUUUGCCAGGAUUGCAUGUAUAUAGGUUUAAUACAGUUUUAAGACCAAUUUAAAGAAGAAAAUACAAUAAUUUUUACCAAAUGAUAUUUUACAGUAAUGAUUGUUUUCCCAUAUAUAUUGUUUUGUUAUAUGUAAUCUAGAGAGAGAUAAAGAAACUUUUACCGAUAUCUAUAGGCCUAUACGUAAUCGUUGCGAUUACGAUUAUCGGUCAAUCAACGUGAAAAUAAUAAAGAUUGAUCCAUGUAUCAAUCUUGUUUUUAAGAGCCUGGGAUCACGAGGUAAAAACGUCAAAGAAGCCACGUCUACUGGUGCCACUUAUCAAAGUUGCUGGUGUGAAGUAUUUUUUUUCAAUUGUGUAUGUAAUUAUAGAGGUAGGAUAUUAAAACUAUAUAAUUUGUAAAUCUUGAUUCAGGACGGUAUUGCGAUAUAGUGACGGAUUCGCCCAGCACGCGAGCUGUAUGCUGACCUGCAUAAGGAAAAUACUUGACUACCGUGUGUCAAUUAUUUCCAUCACGUCCACUGAGGUAUAUUUUCGAUUUUUGUUUUACUUUCCUGUCUUUCCAGAUUUUACUAUCGGCAAACCACGAAAUAAAAGGUCUGGCCUUAUUUUCAUGAAUUCUCGAUCGAUCAAUAUUAUAUAGUUGAAGCUCUAUAGUGUAAGAACAUUUCUAUAGAAUUUGGUGUUGUUAUGAAAAAAUAAAAUGUAGUAUGAUUAUCUUUAGAAAUCAUUGUAAAUUUUAUUGCAUAUAACACUUCUCGUACAACAAAUCGAGAACCACGUAAAUUAGUGUACGAAAAUGCUACACGAGAUUAUGAAUCAUGCUCAGUAUAGCAUAUAUUUAUAAAAAAUUAUAAAAACUUUUCAUUCUCAUGCACGGCAGCUUUACAUGUAGGCUGGGCCGUAGCUAGACCGAUAAUUGGAGGGGGGGGGGGGGUCAUAUUCAUAUAUUCGUGUUCUGCCCGAUGGAUUUCUAUUGAAAGCGAUUGUUUUUGCGGAUUGUUUUUGCGUGUACAAGCUUUUUAUUUCUGUUCAGCGAAUUUCCGCAUAAGGGCAACGACAAGCACUGAUGGACAUGAUAUGGCGUCAGUAGCUUUGUGGACACUGCACAACGAGCUUCAUAGGAAGGGUUCACGUACCGUUUUAGACAACUAUACAAGCCAAUAUACGUUUUGCCGGUUAUUAGCAAAAUACUUGAAAAGAUCUUGUAUGAGCAGUUAUACGAAUAUUUUACCACCAGUAGAUUUAUUGUCUGUACAGCAGUUUGGGUUCAGACGCUUUCAUUCUACAUCUACUGCAUUGCUAGAUUGCACUGAUGAGUGGUAAUAUGUUAAUAUGGAUCGUGGUUAAUAUAAUCUUGCCGUUUAAAAAAGCAUUUGACGCUCUAAACCACGACAUAUUACUGGCCAAACUCGAGUUAUAUGCAUGGUAUCAAGAAUACGCCUCUUAUAUAUGCUUUCUUAUAUAUCAAAUCGAUCUCAGCGAUGGUAAGUAAAUGGGGGAACUUUCCACGUUAAAAUAUCUAAAAAAUGGAGUUAGCCAGGGUUAAAUUUUGGGUCCACUUCUGUUUUUAAUUUAUAUCAAUAAUUUACCUAACUGCUUACAACACACUACACAUGCACGUAUGUUCGCCGAUGAUACUAACAUCACAGUGUCCGGUAAAUCCCGCAAUUAAAGAAGCGGAGGUGGCCCUUAAUGCUGAUCUCAAUAACAUCAUAGAAUGGCUUCUAAACAGGCUUUAUCGUAACCUAGUCAAAGCGGAAUAUCUUUUGAUUGGAUCAUGCACGGGACAAUAUUAACCCGUUGGCAGAAGAAUCGCGUGUUUUUAUUGGUGAUUAACCAAUUAAAGGGGUUCAGGUUACAAAAGCUCUUGGUGUCAAAAUGGAUAAGUUUUUAGCUUGGGACAGUCUUAUUGCAUGAUCAUAAAUUAUUUCGAAAAAAAAUGUUCAGAAAUAAGUGCUAUGAAAAAUAUUUCACUGAUUCCGAUACUUUGAUGUCAGUCUAUUACGGUCUUGUUCAAUACCAUUCUACUGUUGUGAAGUUUGGAAUUCCAUUGGUAGAGGCCAGUCCGAAUGACUACACAAACUUCACAACAGAUGUGCUAUAAUUAUAGUGAACUUUAAAGAUGAGCCUGGUCAAUCUCAACUGGCCCUUGAUCAAUUAGGGUGGAAAAUCUUGGAAGAAAGGCGAAAACAUAUUAUGGCCAUGCUCAUAACUACUUUCGGUAAUUUGGCAGUUUUAAAGUCAGAACAUUCCUGUAUUUGUCAAUAAUAUGGCACCGUCGAGGUUCUCAUCAAUGUUCCAGAAUUCUAACCAUAUCCAGAUGAGAUCAAAUUAAUUAAAGAAGGAUAUGAUUUACAGCAGCUUUUACAAAUGGGAACCGUGCAAGGACAUUAUUUGGUAAAACACGACAUAAUAUAAAAUGUUCCCGAAGAUCUUACAGGUUUAAACAGUUUAAUUUUAACGACAUCCUCGAUUUUAACAAUAAGGGACCGGUCAUUAUUUAUGGAAGGGGGGAGGGAAAAAAUAAGGGGGGGGCCAUAUGUAGAAAUGACUAGAAGGGGGGCUAUUAAAUUUUUUCAAGAAAAUGACAGGGGGGGGUUGCAAUUAAACUUGAAGGAAUUUGCUUAAUAACCUGGUAUCCAUUUGGUUGUAAAUGUUGCAACUAAAUCAUAGUCACUGAUGUGAAAUAGUCUGGAUUCAUCUUGUCUUGUGUGUGCUGUAUGCAAAUCAGUCUUUACGGAUUGCAGACUAGUUAAAUUGACAAUGUAUUAUUACAUCAGCUCUUGAUGUGGUUAAAUACAUUUAAAUUAAGCAAGGUUAACGGCGUUUGUAUUAUGCAGGCCACAUCGGCUGAGGGGAAUCUGUGACGUCAUAUCGAUCAAAGAGGGUUGUUUUAUGCCUUGUGAUCAGUGCUUCGGUCUGGGUAUUCAUUCUGCCAUUGUAUGCUUUGUCUAGCUGCAGCAAGUUUUGCGCUUCGAUACCUUUUCCCGACCCACCCACCCAUGUUCAUUCUAAAAGAUUUUAUCUAGUAGCUAGUAUAUUUCAUUUUUAAUAUUUUAUAUAAUCUUUAAUCUCACAUAAAAUAGGAUGUAUAGACCACUAUACAUUGUAUUUCGCAGGUAUGCCUUGGCAGAAUUGUCAUUGCUAUCUCCUUUUGCUGCUAAUUUUACUGAUUGUUGCUCUCAUUGUUGCUGCGCAGCUGCUAUGGUAAUACUUCGUACCAUCAAGUCUAGUUGCAGCCUUAAACAUGGUUACGAUCGCCCAGACCAAAUGGAAACCUGAUUUUAGUGUUAUAUAUAAAAAGACUCCUCUUUUAAUUAUAAUUUUCUGCUAAUAAAUAUAUAUUUUUGGUCGACGUUAAUAUCUUGCCAGUUCCAUAUUCUUAUUUAAUAAUUAAUACUAUAACGCCUGGGUAUACCUAUUUAACGUAAAUUGAAGUUGUAGUAGUUUGACGUAUUUGAGUAAAAAUGAAAAUGGGGGGGGGGUCAAAGAAAAAUAUUCUAAUAUGCAGGGGGGGCAUCAUUAAAUUUCUGCCAUUUAGGGGGGCUUUCAAUUUUAAAAAUUUAGAAAAGAAAAAAUUCCCCUCCCCCUUCCAUAAAUAAUGACCGGUCCCUAACCAAUAUCAACAGUCUUGAAAAAUCUGAAUAGAUUAUUACAAAACUACACACUAUCAAAGCAAAUCUAUAUAAAAGUACAACAACCGUAGCUGUCAGGUGUGUAUAGUGUUCACCAGAAUAACUAUAAGUAUAAAGCUGUACCUAAUACAGUCAGUAUCAGUACAUCCAAUGACCGUGGCUUUGCGAUAUGUGGCAGUGUUAAACAGAACAAUUUAAACAUGAUAACUAUAAUAAGUAUAAAGCUGUACCCAAUGUAAUAUAUCAAAUGACCGUAGCUGUCCGAUCUACAGUGUUGAACAGGACAAUUUAAACAUGAUAGCUAUAAGUAUAAAGCUGUAACCAAUACAGUACAUGCUGCAUCAAUGACCGUAGCUGUACGAUGUACAGUGUACAGUGUUGAACAGAAAAAUUUAAACAGAACAACUAUAAAACAGCACCCUUACUGAUACAACGGUACAGGUAGCUGUCCAAUGGCAGUAAAGUGUCUAAGUAAAUCCAGGUGGUAAUGCUGCCUCAGUGUCCAAUGUUCUUUUUCUUUUUAGACCAUUUAUAAUUGUUACCAAACUGUGAAUAAACAUAAAUAUCUACAUUGAAAAGGGAAUGGCUGCAAAAAUUUCAAUAUCAGUCCCCCACACACCACUGUUCCUCAUGUUGCUUGUGGCUAAAUAAUGAUCUACUGAACUAUUCAUAUAUGGUCUAAGGGCAUGUUCUAUACUGUUCAUGUGAUCCACUAUUUUUUGUCUUAAAAUCAUGUGGUAUGUUUGUGAGACUCGUCCUCAUGUGAGACUCGUCCCUGCCAGUGCAAGCGCAGUCAUGUGAAAUAUACAACGGCAACGUGACUUUAAUACCAAGAUUUUGUGUCGUGUUGCUUCAAAUAAGACAAAUAUGUCCUUUGUAUUCCGUGACAGCUAAAACAUGAAUUAUUUAAAUAACAUGAUUAAAUUUGGUGAACAAAAAACUCUUUCAAUCGACAGAAACUAUGGAAACAGUGUUGAAACGGUGUUGAAACACAGCUGACAGAGGCGCUCGAAAGGCACCAGAAAAUGUGAACACAACGAAAGGCACCAGAAAAUGUGUAUAUAUAUUGAACAAAAUAUUGUUAAUAUUUCAGCUAAAAGGUAGAUCAGUGUGUUAACAGCAGAUCUGUUGGGUGAAGUAGAAAAACAGAUAACAAUUAAGUCAACUAAACAAAAACGAAACACUCACCUUUUAAUUUACCAUACGCUUGUCAAAAAGUCAAAAGUUGAAAAGAACGUGAAGCGUGCUCCAGCCCAAUUUCCGGUUCCAAAAGACCCGUUCGCAGGCAAACACUGCGCGCAAAGCAGGCUGGUCAUUUCCCAUUGUUUAACUGCCCCACUCAAGUAACCACAAAGACUCACAGAUGUUGCUUCGCAACAUCCGUGAGUCAAAAACUUACUAAUUUUAAACAAUGUAUAAUUUGUCAAGAAAGGAACAAGCAUGAUUGUUUAAGAAAAGCACAAGUUCCAUCAAUUGAAAAGUUUAUAUUUGCUGCAAAUAUUCGCAAAGAUGAUUGUUUUGAUAGAUUGCAUAGUGAUAUUGAUCAUCUUACUUCCAGAGAGAUUUUGUGGCAUAAUUCAUGUUACGCAUCCUACACUAGUGACCGUAAUUUACAUAGCCUAUCAACGGGUCAAACGGGUUCUCCUCAAGUGAAUGAAGUAAGUGAAGUGAGUUUGAAAUCGCAACGAAACCGUCCAUUGACUGACUGGACGAAGUGUAUCUUUUGUCGGAAUGCUUCUCGCAAAAGGGAUUUUAAACUAAUCAAUAUUGUGACUUUUGAAGCGUGCAAUAGCAUUAGAACAGCUGCUGAGGCCAGAGGCGAUGAAGAACUACUGCCUGUAUUACGAACUGUUGAACUAAUUGCUAGUGAAGGCAAGUAUCAUAAGUCUUGCCAUGCAUCAUAUGUGAGCAAGGCAAAUAUCAAAUCGCAGUGUAUAAAUGGAAAACCUGUUAACGAAUACGAGGAUGCGUUUGCUGAGUUCCUUGACAUAAUACGACCUGAAAUCCUGAAUGGAAAAGCGUGCAAUAUGAAUUACCUACUACAAUUGUACAAGGAUAUGCUAACCAAGAGAGAUGUAAAUGCCGAUAGCUACACCAGGCAAAAGCUCAAAUUACGUUUAAAGUUAGUUUUCAACGACAGUCUUGUGUUUCACCAACCACAUGGGAGCACAAAACCAGAAAUUGUUUACUCUAGUUCCAUAUCACUUCUUGAUGUUAUUAAUAUAGCUGCGAGAACAACAGAAAACACCACAACUUCAGUUGCAGCUCAGAAUGAAUUCUUAAGGGAUGAUCCAAAUGAAUCAAUUAAGAUAAUCUAUAAAGCAGCAGUCAUUAUCAGAAAUGAUUUAAGCACGUGCAGGGGAAUUAAAAUCGAUCCCUUAUCUCUUGAAGAUUUGUACAUACAGAAGGCGCGAGCACUUAUUCCUGAUAACCUGUAUUGGUUGGUGAGGUAUAUGGUAUCCUCGGAGGUGUACGCUGCUGAUCAAAGCCCUAAAGCUUCAAUUGUCUCACAUGAAAGGAAGAUACUAAUGAUAUGCCAAGACGUCGUACACGCUGCAAGUAACGCCAGAGUGAAGCUUCCAAAGCAUGUAUCGUUAGGUAUAACUAUUAAACAUCUAACAAGGUCGAAGCAGCUCAUAACUCUGCUAAACCGAAUGGGACAUUGUUGCUCAUUGUUGCUCAUGGGACAUUGUUGCUCAUUGUUGCUCAUAUAUCGCAGGGAUUUGUGAACGUCCUAGUGGAAUCAACAUUACAUAUGAGAGUUUAACUAUAUGCCUUAGCAGACAAGUGACAGCUUAGUUUGUCGCCAAGUUCCAGGGUUCGAAAUAUAACCACACAGGGAGAGAUGUAAUAUACGUGCGUAAUUGUUUUGUCAACGUUGUGAAAAACCGAAGUUAUAAUGAUUGUUUUUAUAGGGAAAAUUAAAAAUAUACACGUACUCACCUUGGCAUAUAUUCUCUGCUUUUGGUACCGCCAAAAAAACUUUUACCUUUGCGUUUGUUAAAAAAAAGGGGAAAAAUAUAUGCAAAAUCUACAUUUUUUAAACUUUUUUACAGGCCAGUUGCCACGGUAACUGAUAAAUUGAUAUGUGUUAGCCCGUAUCACGGAUGCCGCGUUCGCGUCAUAGCGUUUUGCCUAGCGUUUCCAGUCCAUUCCUUUGAUUGUCUAUGUUCCGACUAAACUAUAUAUAUAUGUAUAUUUAUUUAUUUAUUUAUUUAUUUAUUAACUUUACAACCAUACAUAAAAUAGACUAAAAAACUACAUAAUAUGGUUGAAGGUAUGGUCAACAGGACAUGAAUAGCCCCAUAUGAAGACCAACCUUAAUGAAAACAAACUAUAACAAACAUAAAUCAAAGACGAUAACAAAUAUAAAAUUUACAGAAAACAUGACGAAUUACGAACAACAGCUUAAGUUGAAAGAGCGGCACUUAGAACAGAAGGUUUUCCAAGUGCGCAUUCUGUUUACAUCGAAAGAUGAAUGAAUUAGAGAAGAGUAAUGAACAGUUAGUCUGUUUUUAAAGGAGGAAACCGAUGAACUAUUACGAAUGGUGGGAGAGAGAUUAUUCCAGAGAAAGACAAUUCGGUUGAAAAAAGAGUUCCUAAAGAGAGAAGUCCUGCAAUGAUUGACACGAAGCAAGUUGUCCGAACUUGAACGGGUGUGAGACGAGCUGUUUGAAGAAAAAGUGACGAAAGAGGAGAUAUCUAGGUCGAAGAGACCGUGCUGACAUUUAAAAAAGAAGACGAGAUCCUUUAGUUCCAUCCAGUAGGAUAUUGGUAAUAAAUUAAGCUUUUUAAGGCGUUCAGGAUAUGGCAACUCAUAAUCCUGAAGGAUAAAUUUACUAGCUCGUCUUUGAACACCCUCGAUGAUCGCAAGAUCACAUGACGAUCCUUGAGGUGCCCAGAUCUCACUACCAUAAGACAGAUGAGAUCGGACGAGAGCAAGAUAAAGAAGCCUACGGCAGCGAAUAUCAGACAUUUGCGUACAAUUCCUACGAAGAAAACCAAGCAUACGAUUGGCUUUUGCAGUGCAGCUGGCGAUGUGAGGGGACCACUUUAGGUCAUUGCUGAUAACAACACCCAAAUCUACUUGGUUAGCUAUGCUCUUAACUGGAUCGUUGUUAAGAAAGUAGCAAUGAGUUGGAGGGUUACGUUUGCGAGAUAUCCUAAGUAGGAGCGUCUUCGAGACAUUAAAUUUCAUUUUCCAGUUAAGUGACCAGUUGGACAUAGCGUCCAGGUCAAGCUGAAGGAGACCACGAUCAACUGGUGAUCGUAUAGCACGAUAACACUUGCUGUUAUCAGCAAAAAGUGCAACGGUACUAUUAUUGGUUACCUCGGGAAGGUCAUUUACAUAAAGAAUGAAUAAAAGUGGACCUAUUACACUACCUUGUGGCACCCCAGAGGUAACAUUAAGAAAAGAUGAGGAAGCUCCUUCAACGACAACACACUGUUUGCGAUCACGAAGGUAAUCAGCAAACCAGUUAAGAAGUGGACCUGAGAUUCCAAACGAUUUGAGUUUGAACAAAAGUUUGCUAUGGGACACCGAGUCAAACGCUUCAGCAAAGUCGAGAUAAAUCAGGUCUGUUUCCUUUCCAGAGUCAAGAGUACGACCAAGGUCGUGAAGUACACUCAAAAGUUGAGUAACACACGACCUUUGACAACGAAAGCCGUGUUGAAGGUCGUACAAGGAGUUUUCAACAAAAGAAGAAACCUGCCUGAAAAUUAA